This is a messenger RNA of Pelobates cultripes (western spadefoot toad), 62227 nucleotides long. NCBI's taxonomy places the organism in Eukaryota, Metazoa, Chordata, Amphibia, Anura, Pelobatidae. The record is from the annotation of a GenBank genome assembly.
GGAGCAGCGCCAGGUGGACACUGGUAAGAAGUCAAAACAUUAUAAAACAGUGUGACUAUUCGCAAUUGGGGGGAGCCAGUGUACCCCUGGCACCAUAGCCUCUUCAGUGCGCUGUAGUGAUUAUAGUGUUUGUAAUGUCCCUUUGGGGAUAAACAGUAAACCGAUCGAGUUAGGGUAGUGGUGGCCAAAAAAGGUAAAUACGAGGCAUUUUAGCUGAACUACGACUCCUAUGAUCUAUAAGGCUGACAAAGCAUUGUGAGAGUUGUAACUCUGAAACAGAUGGUGAUAUGCUUUUUAGCAAUAUUUGGUUGAGAGAUCCUGAUUUACGUGGAAUUUCUUAUUCUGCGUGUAAAAAACAUUGCCUGGUAUGUAGAAAGGGUGAAACAAGUGCCGAGGUUUAGUGGGAUUCAAUUCUCCCACUUGAACAAACUUUAGAGUUUUAAAAAUAUAUAUAUUUUAUUUAUUAAAGGGAAAAUGUAGGCAUCCUAACAACGUCUUCUCAUUGAAGUUGUUAUGGUGCUUGGAGACCCUGGCACCAGCUCAAGUAAACAUUCUUUGAAUGGUUUAACGCUGAAUGAGGUUACAUAAGCAGCCGCAGCCUGGCCUCCCUCUGAUUUUUGCGAGCAGCAGAGGGUGGCGCUGACUGACCUGCAGCUGCAGCCUAUUGUAUGUGUUGGUAUGGCUAAGGUGGAGUUAACUCCAAUUUCGCCAAACCUGCAGUGAGGAGUAUUCAGCAGGUCAAAAACAGUUUAGCAUUAAGCGUCAGGACACAGUAAACACCAAAACGACUUCUAUGAGAUAAAGUGGUUAGGUUGUUAUAAUUAUUACAUUAUUAUGUUAUAUAAUGGUUAUUAUAAUGUUCCUUAAACAUUUGGAUAGUGUGUCUUACAUGGUUCCACAGCACCACACAGCACCUCACAGCACUGUUUGGUAAAUAAAUCCAUUAUUGUUGUUUUAACAAUCAUACGAUUAUUAUUUACUAUUAGUAGCCAGGAAGAUGGUAAGAUUGUCAGUGUUGUGUUUUUAUAUACAAUGUUACUAUACAUUGUGUUUUGUUAACAAAUUAUUAAAGGGACACUUUGGACUUUAGCUUGCUGAAAAGCUUUAUGUGUGUGGAGUGUGUCCUCUUUUUAGAAGGGGCUCAGAAGGUGAGGGCUUGCAAAGGCUGCAACCAAGAAAUCUGCAGAUUUCCAAGUGUUUUUUUUAUAUACCCCCCCAAUGGAUGCGUGAUUAAAUGCAUGCAAGUUUUCAUUUGAGGUAUAUUUAUAAAUAGUUAUAAAAAAAAAAAAAUACAUUUGAGAGUGUUCCUUAAAUAUCGAAGAUGUACACAGCCAUUAAACCCACCCAAGGGUUAAAAGACAGCUUUUAUAAAACCCCUUUUAUAUUAAUCCACAUUGCACUGAAUGGUACAUUUAACUAAAUUGAUGUCAUCAUGGAACCACAAAUCUCAUGUUUGUUGUUAUUUUGUAAUUUCAUAAUUUCAUAAAAAGGACACAAAGCAUUAUAUUUUAAAACUGCCAAUUCCCCUGACCCACAUAGACAAUGGGAUGAGCUUAUACUGCUGUUUUGAUAAUGCGCAGUAUUGCUCCUAUCGAUACCUACAAACUGUCCUGGAUCCUGCUGUCCAGUACUGAUUUCAGCCUAUUCAAUAAUUAUUAUUCUUAUUUAUAAAGUGACAACAAGUUCCGUAGCGCUGUAGAUUAGGUGACAGCUGAGGGUCCAUUAUCAUUGUAACGGAUCCGCUAUAUUCCGGCUUAGUAUAUCCGUUAUGAAUCUCCCGAGUCCCAAGCGCAGUAGUGAUUAUAGCCCAAGUUCCCCAAACAUCAGCCUAGACUUGAUGAAGGGUAAAACUAAUCUGUUUAAUCUGGCCAACUGGCCCACUUAUAUACAAAAUCAGGAGGCAGUAAAACACGCUCAAAACACUCCCACAAAAUGACUACAAUUUACAGUGUCAGCAUAGAUUACAUAAAAUAUGAAAAACAUACAUAAUAAUCAUAUAGGAACCCCCACAAAAGUUAUAUCCCCGGAUAGCUUGGAUCUGAGCGCCCAAGUUGUCCAAAUAGCACUCAGAUCCCACGAAUACAGCCGCAUUGCCACCGGGGUAAAGUUUUGACCGACCGCUCAGGAGGCGUCUGUCCAAAACAGUUCCAAAGUUUUAGUGGUAGCGGUCGGUCAAUUUCGGGGGUUCCAUACGAAUAAACUGUUGAAUGGUUCCCCUGGCUCAUAGGUAGCGUUUGUUCAUCUUGUCCAUAUGAACAAACCUACCAAACAGUGCUCUCCUGGCUUGUCGUGGAAAGAAGCAGGCGUUCACAUGGUUUCACCGAUGUUCGCUCGGUCGAGUGUACGACUUGGAGUUCCAGACACUCAACGACCAAGUCCCGCUGCCUGCAUUCAUGCAACAAGAUGGGCACUGUUUUCUCCAACACGUGGCGUUUGGUUAUACAGAGGCCACACAUAGAGAUCACUUAAUCCUGUGGUCUUUGUAGUUAAUGAGCCAGGGGGGUGGUCGGUGUUUGGUAGAUUUAUAUACCAAAUGCAGGGAAAAACAUGGAUGAAGUUCAGCAACUUGUUUGUGACUGAGGAGGAGGACAUCUCCUAUACAGGCAAAAUAGUGGAUUUUGUGACAAUCAUAAUAAGGCAAGACCAGUGAUCUGCGCUCCCCUUGUUCGAUAAUUUUUGUUUGCUACUUUUAUGGUUAAAGGACCACUAUAGUGCCAGGAAAACAUACUCAUUUUCCUGGCACUAUAGUGGAUGGAUGGAUGGCGAGGGAAGGGGUUAAACUUACCUUUUUUCCAGCACCGGGCGGGGAGCUCUCCUCCCACUCUCCGCCUCCGAUCCUCCUCUUCGGCUGAAUGCGCAUGCGCGGCAGGAGCUGUGCGCGCAUUCAGCCAGUCUCAUAGGAAAGCCUGUCUCAUAAUGCUUUCCUAUGGACGCUGGCGUCUUCUCACUGUGAUUUUCACAGUGAGAAGCACGCAAACGCCUCUAGCGGCUGUCAAUGAGACAGCCACUAGAGGCUUUAGAGGCUGGAUUAACCUAUUUAUAAACAUAGCAGUUUCUCUGAAACUAUGUUUAUAAAAAAAUGGGUUAACCCUGGCUGGACCAGGCACCCAGACCACUUCAUUAAGCUGAAGUGGUCUGGGUGCCUAGAGUGGUCCUUUAAGACCUCAUUUAACCAAGCUACAUUCCACCCAAUAAGUAAAAAUUUGGUCACGCUACACAGUUACAAAUACAGCAUAUUACAUUGAACCCUUAUUUGGUCACGCUGCAUAACAUCUACUAGAUUAACAUACAGCUCCGUUCAGCCGCAUUGCACGUUUUCUGCAUACAGCACAUCUAUUUUAGCCUUAGUUCACCCAUGCUACAUUAUCUAUAGACAAUUAAGUUAAUCAGCCAAGUUAGGUUAUCAUGUUAUUUUGGGCCAACAUUCGGCCUUGCUAAAGUAUGCUUGAAUUUGGGUAUUAGAAUUCUGUCAGUGUGCGCCAUGCUACAAUUUCUAUACUUCAUUAUACGUGGCCUCGUUUGACCAUGCCACAGUUCACUCACUGUUAACCUUUUAGUAAAUAGGGGUACACGUUGUAUGCAUACUGGAUUCGGCUACAUUAAUUAUUUCUAUAAGUACAGUUGGUGUAAGAGGCUGUUUUCUUUGCAAAAUACUUUUUUACGUUUCACCUGCUGGAAUAACUUCCAUAAUUCAGUUACAUUAUAUUCUACUGUAUCUGGUAUAAGUCAUCGAACAGCUGAAACAUGUUUGUUGGUUUCUACCAUGGCUAUUUUAGGUGGGUUUCCGUUGUGGCAUUCUCCUAAAUUAUGCUAUUUAUCCCCUUGUAAUAAGCUGUAUAAGUUUCCUUCUACGUUGGAGAUCUAGUGGUACUGUCCAAACCAGAGUUGCCAAAUUUUAUACCUACAUUAGCGGUAACUUUAUUGAUACCCUUAUACUUGGUUGAAUGUGUUAUGUGGGUAUUCAAACUCAAAUUCCAAAGGCUUCAUAGAGUAGUGCAAAUAGGAAGGAGUUUAAUUCAGGAUCAGAAAAACAAAAUUAUAUGUAUAUGUAUGUGUACAUGAUUAAGACUUGAUGCCGAAACGUUGUAUAUAAUUGCAGAAUCUCGCGUGAUGUCUAUGCUCGGACAGAUUAACCAUGUCGCAAGAUUUUUUGGUCAGCUGGAAUGAGAUGGCCAUGUUCAGCCAUAGCUUUGCAGCAAUAUUUGAUGACGUGUGUGUAUAUAUAUAUAUUUCUUUUUCAGUAUUGCUGUGAGACAUGGAUUGAAAUAUCCCGUUCCAGAUUAAGACUCAUUACUCAUGUUCCCCCUUUUUUUUAAAUUGAUAAGUGAGUGGGGGGGAGGGAAUGCGGCAUCUCUGUUCUCAGGGAAGUCACUGUGAGGUUGGAACAUUUCGUGGUCUCGAUUGUAACCUGGAGAACUGACUCUUUCCUUGUGGAUGGGAAGGUAGUUACGGCAGAUGUGGUUGCAGACAGAAUUUGGCCACAUGAUCACACUUUUAUUUUUAGAAAACCAGAUGUUUGCUGAUGUAAGUAGUCAUUGUGGCUACAUUUUUUUUAAACUCAUGUACGGAAGAUUUUGACAUAUGCAAGCAAUCAUGCACAAACAACAAGGUAAAUUUUAAAAAAAGUCCUUGAUUUUUGAACUUUAAUACAGGGUUGGACCAAUUUUCUGUGAUUUUAAAAUAAAUGUGAUUUAAGUAAAAUAAGUGUAAAAUCCCUUCGGUGAUUUUCCUGAAUCCAGCACUGAUGUCCCUCGGCACUGGGUCAGACUCCACCCAUGCACCCAUUAGACCUUCCCAUAGGAAAGCAUUAUUCAAAGCUUUCCUAUGGGGAUUAAGGCGACGCUGGAGGUCCUCAUGUAUAGCGUGAGGACAUCCAGCGUCGUUUAAAAACACUUUCCGUGUUCUAAGAACACGGAAGUCCCUCUAGUGGUUGUCUGAGAGACAGCCACUAGAGGAAGACGUAACCCUGCAAGGUAAUUAUUGCAGCUUAUAAAACCUGCAAUAAUUACAGUUGCAGGGUUAAAGGUAGUGGGAGUUGGCACCCAGACCACUCCAAUGGGCAGAAGUGGUCUGGGUGCCUGGAGUGUCCCUUUAAGUGGGUCUGCCACUUUCGGGGCUCUUUGUACAUUUUGUGAAGUUUCCUGAAAGUGAAAUGUCCGAUGUGGGUUUGGUAGCCACUGGGUCCCUACUUUGUUUUAUUGUCUCUUUGAAUAGUGUUGGAAUUUUAAUGAAAUUCCAAUGCACUCAGGCUCAGUAUUUCACAAGGAAUCAUCUCCUAUUUAAAUUGUAGAUUUUUAAGAGAAUAAUUCUCAGCUGUAUAUGUCUGUAUAUUUGUGACCACAUCAAAUGGAUAGCUGAUAUUUCUGUCUAAAACACGGACCCAGUACAAAGCAAACUGAUCACCUAUAUGUCCCUAUACAUAAAGAACAUUUCUGCUUAAUGUUUCCUUAGGGCUACGAUCGCAAACAAACACACUAGCUAUAUUUGUCGAGAGAAUAUAAAGAAUAUAAAGAAGUCCAUAUUAGAUGAAGGAAUCCCCUGGACUGCAAGGAAGGGGAAGCAUGACUGCUGACGCACAAUAAGUGGUGGGAUAUAGAUGGAUACAUUUGUAGUUAAGCUGGAAUGGUAUAAGAAGGGGAGCAGAAUUGAGGGUACUCACAAUUUGCAGGGCACGUGAUGCCGUUGAAAGGGACCCAGGGUCAACAUUGCGGUGGCGGAGUUCCUGGCCAGCACAAGUAAUUCACGGGACAAGACUUUGGGGAGUCACAGACUGCUAGGGCUGAUGGCAGAAGGCAGGCUGUACAGAAAUAUAUGGAUUAUCUGUCUGUUGGGUGGUCACCCCAACAGCCGACAGGUGGUGAUAAUGCUGGCGGUGUUAUAAGUUAAUACCAAAAUAAAGCUGUGGCCGUUGCCCUUAUCCAAUACUCAAGUGUCAUGUCAUUAUUGGGUAGGUAACAGAAAUAUAAUUUGGUCAGCUGUCAUGGACUACUAGUCAGAGCGGAUUUGAACCUGUUUUUUUUUUAUGUAUAGUUUAAUUUUUUAUUGAUUUUAUUGAUUACAUAGCAAUUUGGUACAUUUUGCAGUGUGUCAGAUAAAAAAGAGAAAAUGCAUAUAUCAUUGCUGCGGUACAGGUAGCAGGAACCUGUGUUUUUUUGUACUUAAAGCUGGACUUAUGCCCCAGCUUUAAACGAGAAGUGGGGUCUAGGUGGGACUUUAAAUCAGUAAAGUUCAUACAUAAUUUGAUAUGCUAGCAUGGAUAUAACUGAUGUGAUAGCUUUGUGGUAUAGCAAUCCAGUCACAUGUGGUAUAGGUGCAGCAUUAGACCACCGUUCCCUCCUGCUAAGGUCAAUAAAAAAUGCUGUUAAGCUGCGCAAUAAUAACACCCAGACGGGGAAACAAGCAAAAAGUUAAAUGUAACUUUUCUUCUGCUGACUUUUCAAACACGUCUAAAAGGAACAAAGACACUAAUACGUUGAGGCUGUGAGAAUUAAUUCUUUACAGACUUUUAUUUUCAAGUCCAUUUGCAGAUUGUGGUGCUGGUAUCCAAAAUGAAAGAAGAACAAUGGCUUGGGAUUGCCUCCUAAGAAAUGGGAGCCCUGGUGUCUCUGUGUUAUUCUUUCUGUCAGUGUUCUCGCAGCCGGGGCUCUGUCUUAUCAUUGUAACACUAUGCUGCUUCAAUGGAAAAUAGUGAGUUCCAUUUUCCUGUUUCAAACGAACGUUUCCCCUUGGGGUUACUAACCACUUCCCUCUCAGCACCCAAUGCAGCAUCAAAACAGAAAUACGCUUCGUACUACUUAUUACAUGUUUUACUAUUAUUAUCAUACGUCCUCCGCCCUCCGUGUGUGAUGGCAAAAUACAGAACUGCUCAGCUAUUUAUUUGUUGCAGAGGGGCAGACCAAUGCAUUGAUAUAUGUCUCUCAAACACAUAAGAAAAAUACAAAGUGGAAAAUAAAGUUAAAUUCACUUUUAUAAUGAAAUCAAGUUAUGAAGCCAGGUAGGGCUUAAUUUGCUUUUACUAUAUUUUGGGUAUAUCCUGCGGUUAAUGUUUUUAUUAUUACCCAACUUGAUUUUACACAUCAUGAAAGUCUGAUUCAACUCUGCUGGGAAUGGUACAUGUGAUCAUGGAGUUUGACUGGAUACUAGAAAUAAUGCACUGGAUGAUCUCAUUGAUUUAGUAGGGUUUAAAUUAGGGAACAGAAAGUUAUUUUAACUGUUCUAUCCUUAUAGUUCUAUUUUCUUUGAUAAUUAAUCUUUUUUUAAAUUUAUUUAUUUAUUUAUUUUACGGUGGACUGCCGCUUCCUAGGAUUUUUUACGUUAUGUUUACUUGUUCCCUAUAAUCAACAACUAUUACGAUUUAUUAUGACUGUUGUACUAUAUUUAUAAAGUGCCAACACGUAUAAUAGAUACAUGUAAAUAGACAAAGGCACAAUGCAUCUGGGACAGUACAAAAUUUGACAAACAAAUACAGGAGCAGUUAAAAAAUGUAUUUACGGAAUCCACCCAUAAUUAUCCUACAACUGGAUGCCUCCAUGUUGGCUCCUGGUCAACCGUUAUUAUAAGCUCUGUCCUUUGCACCUGGCAGUCCGUGUAGAGAAAACAUACAGAAAAGAGGAAUGAAACACUGUUUCUAUUUCUCCUCAUUUGCAUUGUGUGCCCUGGAUAUGCCUAGCCUGAACUUGGUUGUAAAGCAAUUUGUUCAAUCUUUAAUAUUAAUAUAAAAGAAAAUGGAGCAUGAUAUAAUACGCUUAAGACAAUGUAUAGGUAUUGUCAUUAUUUUAUUCAGUGAUGUAAUUUCCAGAAUAGUGACAGUUCCCCUUCGGCCUACCGAUUAUGUAAACAACAAAAACAUUAACAACACCAGUGUCCCUUUUUGUUUUUCAUGAUUACGUUUGACAAUUAUUGAAUGAAAAGUUCAAGGUAACAUGAACUGGAAUAACCGUGUAUAAAAAACAAUGUAAAAUUGUUUAUAUCUGAAUGUUUUUGUAUUGUUGGAAUGCACAAAAAUAUCUAGUUAAAGGACCACUAUAGUGCCAGGAAAACAUACUCGUUUUCCUGGCACUAUAGUGCCCUGAAGGUGCCCCCAACAGACCACUGCACCCGAAACACUUCAUUGAGAAGCAGUGGUCUGGGUGACUUUAGUGGUCCUUUAAUUCAAAGAUAACAAGUCAGCAUUGUGACAUUUAAUACAUUCUUUCCAUAAUGUAGAUAAACUCUGUCAUCAUCUUUUCGCUAUCAGAUACCAGUUUAAAGCCUGCCUGUUCCUUCCAUUGAUCCAUAUAAAAUCGAUGACUUGCUUUUUGCACACACGACUCCACAAGUUUAAAGAAUCCUUCCUGUUUCCUGCACGUUGUAACAUGUAAAACUACAGAGGAAAUCAAACAUUUUGGCUGCUAACAUUACUUGACCUCUGCAACUUUUUUUCUCCCUAAUCAGUUAACGGUGGCUGCCGGUCUGGAAAUUGUGAUGUAAUUUGAAGAUGGCCACCUUUGCACUGCAAAACUGCCAGAUGUUUAAGUGAUAAUUACAGUUAAACUUACGGCGGUUUGGGUAGAUGAAAAUAAUAUGAAUUAUUUGGAAUUUUUUGAACUGAUUUAUGAAACAAACAUGUUACAGAUAGGGCCACUUUAACUGUUGAUGAAACUACCACUCAUUUUUUUUCAGUCUGCAUGACCAGUAGCAUGAUGGGCUGUUAAACAGGUCAUGCCGUGCCAUCUCAGGUGCUGUGCUGUCCGUGAAGGUCACCCAACAGAACUCUGUGCUGCACUUGCGGCUGCUCUAGGUGAGCUCAAAAGGCUUUUGCACUAGCUAGUGCAAAAGCCUUUUGAGCUCACCUAGUGCAGCCGCAAGUGCAUUCAAAUACACAUCUGUACUGCACUUUCAGCAAGAUGGAGGCCCCAAAUCAAGACUUGUCCAUUGGGUUCAGAUCAUGUUGCCAAGUUUGCCUUGCUGCUUUUAAAACUGUUCCGGCCUCUUGCAAACUGAGCUGAGUGAGUGACAGAGGUGAUACGGCAUAGCAGCAGUAGAUCUGUGAGCAGUGGUGCAGAUCACUUUUCCAACGUUCCCUCUUUGCCGAGGUAUAGUGGUGAUCUAACAGCAGUAGAUCUGUGAGCAGUGGUGCAGAUCACUUUUCCAAUGUUCCCUCUUUGCCGAGGUAUAGUGGUGAUGUAACAGCAGUAGAUCUGUGAGCAGUGGUGCAGAUCACUUUUCCAAUGUUCCCUCUUUGCCGAGGUAUAGUGGUGAUCUAACAGCAGUAGAUCUGUGAGCUGUGGUGCGGAUCACUUUUCCAAUGUUUCCUCUUUGCCGAGGUAUAGUGGUGAUGUAACAGCAGUAGAUCUGUGAGCAGUGGUGCAGAUCACUUUUCCAAUGUUCCCUCUUUGCCGAGGUAUAGUGGUGAUGUAACAGCAGUAGAUCUGUGAGCAGUGGUGCAGAUCACUUUUCCAAUGUUCCCUCUUUGCCGAGGUAUAGUGGUGAUCUAACAGCAGUAGAUCUGUGAGCUGUGGUGCAGAUCACUUUUCCAAUGUUCCCUCUUUGCCGAGGUAUAGUGGUGAUCUAACAGCAGUAGAUCUGUGAGCAGUGGUGCAGAUCACUUUUCCAAUGUACCCUCUCAGCCAAACCAUUGCUUCAGACAUCCUUUGCCAACUCUUGCUGUCUAGAAUAGCAAAUCACAUCAAAUAUCUGGAUGCUGAACAAACAGAUCUUACCCAAUAAGAUCAACAGUGACCGGACUCUAUGUUCCUCUACUCUACCUCCCCAUAUCCAGUUAUUAAAGGGUUAAAACAAGCAGCAGGAAUUAUGGACAAAAACACGCAGUCACAGACUAGUCUUCACGCUUCUUGACAGUUCAUUUAAAUUACUAUGUCAUAUUUGAGCAACGGAUGUUCUACAAGUGAAUUUUGUUAUCCAUGCUGACCUUUCUAGUAUUUGCCCAAACGUGUGUGGAAUUGUUACGAGCAAGCGCCCGUCAAUGCAGACAGUGUGCCGAUUCCCAUGACCAUGCGGAUUUCGAGAUUCCCUGCAAGCGGAUGCCCCAUUCCGCUAAGGGAGACCGUGUUUUAAGGUGCAGGCAAACAUAGCUUAGAUAAAUAUACUUAACCUUUCUAUCGACAUUUGGUUAAGGAAGAGCAAUACGUUGACGGAUAGUUGGCAAUGAAAGAGUGAAGCUGAGGAAGGAAAGAAAAACAUACUUGUUAAAAUACCAUGUCAAUGUAUAGGUAUAUUCGUAAUAUAAAGAAAAUUUAGUUGUUUUUUUUGUUUAAAUUUGCAGUGGCGCCUAGUUGCUUUUGUCCCAUACCUUCGUAUGGGUUUGGACAUGUUUCCCAAAUAAACAAUGUUAACUCAGGAAAUACCUUAAUGUGCUGAGAUGAAAAUAAGGACAUUCCAGCCCUUAACUACAUGUGCCUUCAGGCUUCCAGCGAAGGUAUUGAAACCUAAUGCAGUAAAGAAUGCCUGGAAUACGUGUUAGAUAUCAUGAAGAUAGAAGAUACACGAAAUUCGUAUGAGAUUUCAGAACUGGCAGAUGGGCCAACUUGUCCCUAUCUGCCAGAAACUUCUAUAUUCUAACAUGGACAGCAAAUGCAUGAAACGUAGAUUCAGAGUUUAGAUAGGUAUACCAAAAGGGACAUUCCGGGCAAAAUAACAACAUCAUAGGACUGAAGUUGUUAUAGUACAAGGAGGUCCUCAGCUGGGUGCCGGGAGUAAACCUUUAAAAUUAGUGUUUUAACCCAGAAGCGUUGCAUUUAGAGCCUGAUUCCUCUGCUAAGCUAUUUCCGACUGGGGGUAGCUAAUAGAUUGAGAGCAUCGACUGACGGCUUACGAAAAAUAAGUACAUUACUCAAGGCAUUUUAUCAAUGGGGGGCUACUAACGCUCUCAGCCAUCAGUGACUCCCAGCCAGAUGUUUCCUGAUUCCAGACAUAGACUGUGUCGAGAAUAACUGGGCAGCGUGAUCGGGCCGCAGAUUCAAAACUUUGGGGUUAAACUGUGACAGACCCAUCUGAAUGACUAUUAUUUGUCGGUUCGUCUAGUUUGCCUUCCUUUUGUGGAAAUUGCCUGUUCCUAUAACCCCAUGCGUAUGAUUGACUUUUUGCCGAAUAAAUCCACCGAACGGACGGCCACCCAGAAGAGAAGUGUGCUGCUGGUUAACCUCUUGAUCCCAAUUAAAACGUUGUGGUUAACCGCAGACACCUCUUAAUUAUAACUGAAUACAGGGUGGUCGUCGUUCGUAUGUCGACCACGAGGCGGCGGCCAUUUUAAACCACGCGAAAGACCAGCGGUGUUCGGCAUUGAUUCUAUGGAACUAAAAACUGACACCUUUUCUGCCGAACACCGCUGAAACUACAGACCGCCCUUCUCAGUUGACAAAAGCAUGUGAACACCGGCCGUUCGGGAGUUUUGGAUUACACGAAGAGACUUAACCCAGAUAGCCUUCCCAUGGAGUCAAUCGCAUACUGAAAGACUGUAAAGACUUUGAUUCCAUGGCGAUUGAACUAUGCGUAUGGGAUCUGAGUGCUAUUCGCUAAGAAUAUGCCCUCAGAUCCAGCUAUCUGGGGAUACGUUACACGAAUGUAAUAUGUUCGGUAGUUGUGCAAUUAUUUAUUUUCAAGUGUUUUCUGGUGUUUUACUUAAAAUGGCAAUUUGUUUUUGUCCUAGAGAUAAUUGAAUUACUUCUCAAUUAUCUCCAGGGCAGAGGGGAGGAAACCAUGAUGUAUGGUAGGAAUCUUUUGUGCCUGUGUGUCUGAAAAAGCCAUAUGUCUGUCUCCCUUUUGGUCCCCUAGGGGAGUGUCCACCAAGUGGGAGACCUGCAUAAAUACGGACGGGUAGCCCACAGUAAACCCAGUUCUUGUUUUACCCUCAAUGCGGAGCCUGGUCUCGUUAUUGGGGGGAUUUACUACACACAGUUAGCGACUGAUUGCUGGAAACGUAAGCCGCUUGGAGGAUAUACUUGUUUGGCGGUUAGCGACGAUUCGUGGAUUAUUGUUCGGGAGUUUGGAGCACUCUUAUGGAUCCCGUUCGGGAGAUUACCGCUUUCCCCUGGUUGUGGUUCGUACGCUGAAUUAUAUACGAACUGAGAUGGCAAGAUUGUGAAGGGGAAAGCUCAACUAAACGGUGGUUUCACUCCUAGGUCUCCGGGGUGUCUUAACAUAAACUAUUUGUUAAUGGUUUCUCCCCUUGAGGUAAGCUUUUGCCCAUGGACCUGCAUACAUCUUAACAACUUAAUUUCAAUGGUGUUGUUAUGGUGCCAGGAGUGUUCCUUUAAUCUAUGCAUGUGCUGUCAGUUUCACUAGCCUUGUGUAUACAUGUCCAAGUGUAUAACUCACCUGAAGCAGCCCCAGUCAUUACUGUCAGUUUACCUAAUACUAUAAAUAAUCGUAAAUUAAAUAAAAUUGGUUUAAAUUACUUGGGAGCCCUUGACACGUAUUCAUUUUAGCACCAACAUACACUGUGCGAUAUUUAAUGCUGUCCUCUGUCCACUGAGUCUCAGAUGUGUGAAAUGUUAGUGGAAAAGUAAUAGAGAAGUAAAUACUUGUUAUUGGGUCUAUGUAAAUGGAAUUUCCACCUUGUGGUUUCAGAAUGUGUUGAACAUUGAGCUUUUCAAAACACUUGAAUAUAUGCCAUUGAGGCAUUUUAACACGUCGAACAAAUUCUGGCCUGCAGUGGCGAUAAAACAUGACAUAGACCUCAAUCAUAAUCCCGUACUAAGUGAUAACGGUUUCUGAACUUCUGCCGGUAGUGCCAGUUGGUUUUCAACAUUCACGAUCAAAACUGUUAACCGUUUUCUGCUGGUAGUACCACAGGAGUUAUACAAAGUUACUCAUUUAAAAAAAGACUUUUUUUGUUGUUGUUGUCGUCCAUCACAAAAUCUCGAAUAAGAUGUGGGAAGAUUGAUUGAUGCUAAUGACAAAUGGAAUGGAGUGAUUAUGAUUAUGUCAGCUAGGCUCCUUAAAUCAAUGCCAAAUUGAAAAAGCCAAAAGUGUAACUUCUUUACUUCCUAAGCCAUUGGUUAAUGAAAGGAACACUAUAGCGUAGGAAAUACAAACAUCUAUGCCCAACACUAUAGUGUUCUACUCCCGAUUUAGAUACAAUUUAAAAUAGGGGAAAAAAAGGUUUUUACUAACCCUUAUUAAAGCGCCAAAGCUCCAUGCCGGUGCCCACUCCAUCCUCCUGUGACAUUGUCCCACAGGCCUUCUCAUCUUCUCAUCAAUCCAAUGCGUCAGACCCAUUCGCGAUUUUGGGGUGCUCAUGAACCUGGCAGCUUGAUCUGAAAAAGGCUGAAAUAUGGCGGUGCAAGGAGGGAGACAUGUUUGCUCCGUUUACUGCAUUGCGGCAAAUCCUUGCAAAAAAUCGCAGAGACCCCCACAGGUGACAGCACUGCUUUGACUGGAGAGACAGCUACAAAACGGCUUCCAUUUCUGUAAAAUGGAAAAUAUAUUUUUAUAUCUUUAGGGAUACCAUCCUGACUAUUUUUCAUGAACACAAUUUGCGGGCCUUUGAGUGGCCCCCCAGAAAGUGUUGCCAAUUUGUCUCAUUGAUUGAUUGUCCACAUUAUGAAACCAUCAUUGUGUGAGCAAAACCUAUUUUCAUGAAAGUGUUAAAAGAACAGAUAUGUAAAAGUCUAGGUCUAUUGACUUAUCAAGCUUGUAAAAUAAAACCUGACACUAAAAAUUAGAUUGUAAAAUAUGACAGAAGGUUCAGACAUAAAUGAAUUGUUAGUUGAAGGUUGGUUCCUUUAGAUAACACUUCGGGUGCUAGAACUGCAACAAAUUAUUCAACUUUUCUUAUAAUAAAAAGGAGAAAUGCUGUUCUAAACACCAAUAUCUCAAUGGUACAAAAAUGUGCAAGUAUUACAAGCUAUUAAUAUACUGAGUAAAAGAAAGAAAAGCUAUUUUAAUUUGUCCCCUUUCUGAGGCUAACAGGGCUAUUCACUAAAUUGAGAAAUUAUUUUUAAUUUUCCGUUUUCUAUUUUGCCCUCAAAUGUGAAAUUGACUUUGGAAUUCCCACUUUAGUGGAUACCCUGUAAAACUGAUAAUGGAUAAAAACGCUAUCGCUGCCUGUCAGUGGCUGUUAAUCUUGGCAGUAAUUUUGGCAGGUGUCUAUGAAAUAAAUUUCCCAUAACAUCAAGCCAGCCUUGCACAAACAUCUACUGUGCCAAGAUUAGCCAUCACUGCUGUUGACAAAAGAAAUGAAAUUGAUAAAAUCUGUAUUUAAACUGAAUGGCGCCAAUAAACAAAGAGCUGCCUUGACCCCGAGAAAUGGACGAGCGUCCAUCCACCCCUCUAUCCAUUCUUUAAACUUUUCUUUUGACUGUAGGAUCCUUAUUCGGUUUUCUCCCACCAAUACCUCUGAGUAACAUGUUUACAGUCAGUCGCCUACACUUAAGGGAAAUCGAUGUUCCCUGUCCACUAGGUCGGCUAUUGGGCAUAAACCUCUCCAAUGAAGCAUCGGCUGACUGAAGCUUUAUAUAAUGGAAAAUCAAACAGUCGUAAGCUGCAGUUUGCUAAACAAGUGUGCUUUGUGCUCCUCUAGCAAACAUACCGGCUAUUUAUAAAUCAGGCCUUUGACAUAAAGUUAGCGCUGCUAGUGUGUAUUAGUUACCAAUCUCUCUCUCUCUAUUCAGAACGCAGCGUGGAGUCUCAUAUUGUCCUGACAAAAUAAUAUAAUGAUAAAUAAUUGCCUUUUCCGCAGCCGUCCUAGAUUUCAGCUCUCGUAUGUGUUUUAUAUUUGAAACUUUCAUCUUUUGAAAUGUUUUGUGACCUGUUUUUUCCAUUUGAUAGUUUUGUAUGUGGCUGUGAAGAAAAGGAAAAGCUUUUUAAAAGUCGCCAUUAAAUAAGAUUACAUUAAGUGCUGAUAAAAACGGCGACCGUUUGGUUUAGGUGGGAUUUAGCAUUGGGGGCUGUUAUGGUUAAGGUUAUAGAGAUACCUGCCUACAAGGUGCUAUGGACUCUAAUGACUAUGAUUCUUAGCUAGGUUGGUAGGAGUCUUUAACCCUAUGCCCCUCUAAACCUUGAUCAAAGUUCUCUUUGCAAUUUUACAACGUUAUAGUACGGUUAGUGGUGCAUUUCUAAAUUUAGAUUUUUAAAGUGAAUUGGAUUGGCCAAGGGACAGCACUCUAUUAUAGAACUAAAACGCUCACAAUCCCUAAUGGAAGCCCCCCCUGCCUCUGGAAGCCCCCUCCCCCCCGUCAUAAAAGGGUUAAAAACCCUUUCUUUCCUUCACCUGUUUUCAGCGCCAAAGUCCCUGUGUGCUGGAUCUGUCUCUACCUCCUGCUGCGACGUCACUUCGAUGGGGAAACCUAAUGCACGUUCGUCGAGCAUCGCACGUUUAUAAGACCUUUACCAUAGGAAAGCAUUGACGCAUUGAAAUGGGUUGAUACCAUGGUUAACAGUAAAACCAGCUAUAAGUAAACUUGACCUGAAUAGCUCGGUGCACCCUGUAAAUACGUUUCCAGUCAAAAAGUCCAAAUAUGAGUUAAUAAUGAUGAAAGGAUAAGAGGAAACGGAAGAGUGUAGGAAAAGGAGGGAAUAACAGAGAAGGUGAGAUCAGGCAGCGGCCAUUCCUUGAGGGUGAUGUAGGGUCCGUUCACCCAGACACGGUGGACGUUCUCAGAUUUGUCUAGUAGACAAAAGGACCUCUGUUUGUAAAACAUGUUGGAUUUGAUUGUACUUAGAAUUUUGACCAUAGUUGGUUAACAUGCUUGAGCCAAACAUAAUUUAGAUGGGAGGAACUCAGGGAGAUUUGUAGUCUCAAUCCCUUUGGAAACCAAGCAAUGUGUUUGGGUAGUAUAGCUAAGAGAAAGACUUCAAUGUUUUCUGCAACAAAGUGGAGUAAAAGAUGGACCCAAGGCAUGGACUGCCCGCAACCAAUCAGAUCAAGAAUAUGCAGUGAUGGUUCCAUAGGGUCAGAUCUGUGUCUGUGUUCAUAGGAGAGGAAGCACAGUCUAUGUGAGCUGUAUGAUGACACCAUAGGGAGAGCAAUGUAUACUUACAACAAGGUUCAAGUUGUCUUUUAUAGUUAUAAAUGUCAAUGCACGAGAACGUGUUUAGUGAUACAUUUAUUAUCCAGGUUUUUAUUUGCAGCUUUACUUUGUGCAAAUGAACCACUCACCAGCUAUUUUCUGCUAAAAUAACUACCAUCAUUAAGUUCACACAGUAAUAUGUCCAAAUAGUAUAAUUUUGUGGGUAGUAUUUUCCUGUAAUUUAAUAUUUCACUAGUACAUUGGCAAACAUCAGCAAGAGCAACAUUUGAUUUUCAAGGUGGAAGUUAAACAAUGGUUAAGAAUUCUCUUUUAAUUAUAAAGUAUUGUAUAAUUAUACCACCUUCCGCACUUAAUGUCAACAGUAAGCCUUAUAAAUGCAGAUUUAAAGUGAACCUGUUAUGAAAAAAUACUAUUUACCUGAAAUGGCUCCCAUACAUAUUGAAUACACCACAUAUCACAAAGAUACAUAAUGUAUUCAAUGCAAAAUAUAAAGAUACACUCACUUUUCCUCCAUUCCACAGUUUUCUUUACUCCUUCAUUCAUGGUUUAACAUUUAUCAUUUAACAUUCAAAAAAAAAAAAAUACAUGAACUACUGGAACUGUGAAGACGCACAGAAAAUGAUCUUUUUUUGAGGAGUGUCAGAUCUUGGCCAAACACAAUUAAAUUAUAUGGGGGAAUAUGAUUCCUCAAAUGGCUAAUCUCCAAAUGUUACAAAAUUCUCAGUUAAGUGACAAUAUCAGCUGACUGCAUCCUCUGGGGUGCUGUGGGGCACAGAUUGUGUAAGGACCUGAAACAGAUGUUGUGUCUUGUUGCAGAGACUAGCGAGCUACCUCAGAGAUUGUAGGUGAGCAGAGUGUGCAAGGCUGGAGGUGUUAUAGUCGUACAGAACUGUGCAAUGCAUGUCUUGGCUGAUAUAUUGUGUUCCAGCAUAAUAACAUGCGUGUCAGGGCUUGCACACACAGCUCUGCUACAUACAAUAACUCACAAAGACUGGGGCUUGGAAGGGGGUCAGGAAAACAAAGUCGCCCUUAUCUUUUUCUAUUCAAUCUUCACCCGGGACAGUGAUAAUAGUCUCUCAGGGAAACCCUCACACAUUGAGCCAUUGAGAGUGAACAGUGGCCGCAGUGGAAAAUUAAAUAGCUGCUAUUUAAAGGGCUGAGUAAAUAUUCAAGCAGAGCAAAGGCUUAUUGUCAUGGGGAGCCUGGGGUGAAGUGUUUGCAGUUUUAAUUUAGAUCCCUGUAACACAAGGUGUGAUGGAGAAUCAUUAACUCCUUGAAUGCUCUCUGUUGGAGAAGAAAAAAUCUUCCUUCGAGGUAGAAAGUGCCAAUGUCGAGUUCUGGAGUGAGUCCUGUUUCAGGGCUUUUUGGAACUCAUAAAGGAGUGCAGAUUUCCCCUUUUCUGACUAUUUUAGUGAUUUCUGAUGGACUGCACAUCCUCAGGCUCUAAACGGGUUUGAAAAAGGUUAUGCGGCACACCCAUCUGGCACAUACAGAGUCUGCUGACAUUCCUUUACCACCAAAGGAGAUCUUUCUUAAUAGCUGGAUGGUAAUGAAAGGUUUGUACCGGACAGUUCUUUGGUACUGAAAGGGUCUAUAUCGGACUGUCCUCUGGUACUGAAAGGUUUAUAACGGAUGCUCCUCUGGUACUGAAAGGGUUCUGAAAGGGUUUAUACCGGAUGGUCCUCUGGUACUUAAAGGGUCUAUACAGACAGUGCUUUGGUACUGAAAGGAUCUAUAUCGGACUGUUCUUGGGUACUGAAAGGGUUCAUACCGGAUAGUCCUCUGGUACUGAAAGAGUCUAUAUUGGACUGUCCUCUUGUACUGAAAUGGUUUAUACUGGAUGGUCCUCUGUGAUACAUCAUCUGGUACUGAAAGAGUGCCUAUAUGUCACAUUCUCUGGUACUUAAAGGGUUUGCUCCAGAUAGUACUCUGGUACUUAAAGAGUAUGUAGCGGAUAGUCCUCUAGUACUGAAAGAGUAUGUAGCGGAUAGUCCUCUAGUACUGAAAGAUUCUGUAGCGGAUAGUCCUCUAGUACUGAAAGGGUGUUUAUGGGUCAAAUUUUCUGGUACUAAAAGGGUCUGUACCGGUUAGUCCUCUAAUACUGAAAGGUUUUGUACAGGAAAGUCCUCUAGUACUGAAAGGGUUUGUAGCGGAUAGUCCUCUAGUACUGAAAGAGUCUGUAGCGGAUAGUCCUCUAGUACUGAAAGAGUCUGUAGCGGAUAGUCCUCUAGUACUGAAAGGGUUGUAGCGGAUAGUCCUCUAGUACUGAAAGAGUAUGUAGCGGAUAGUCCUCUAGUACUGAAAGAGUCUGUACCGGAUAGUCCUCUAGUACUGAAAGGGUGUCUAUGGGUCAAAUUUUCUGGUACUAAAAGGGUCUGUACUGGAUAGUCCUCUAAUACUGAAAGGUUUUUUACAGGAAAGUCCUCUAGUACUGAAAGGGUUUGUAGCCGAUAGUCCUCUAGUACUGAAACAGUCUGUAGCGGAUAGUCCUCUAGUACUGAAAGAGUAUGUAGCGGAUAGUCCUCUAGUACUGAAAGAGUCUGUAGCGGAUAGUCCUCUAGUACUGAAAGAGUAUGUAGCGGAUAGUCCUCUAGUACUGAAAGAGUCUGUAGCAGAUAGUCCUCUAGUACUGAAAGAGUCUGUAGCGGAUAGUCCUCUAGUACUGAAAGAGUAUGUAGCGGAUAAUCCUCUAGUACUGAAAGGGUCUGUACCGGAUAGUCCUCUAGUACUGAAAGAGUCUGUAGCGGAUAGUCCUCUAGUACUGAAAGGGUUGUAGCGGAUAGUCCUCUAGUACUGAAAGAGUAUGUAGCGGAUAGUCCUCUAGUACUGAAAGAGUCUGUACCGGAUAGUCCUCUAGUACUGAAAGGGUGUCUAUGGGUCAAAUUUUCUGGUACUAAAAGGGUCUGUACUGGAUAGUCCUCUAAUACUGAAAGGUUUUGUACAGGAAAGUCCUCUAGUACUGAAAGGGUUUGUAGCCGAUAGUCCUCUAGUACUGAAACAGUCUGUAGCGGAUAGUCCUCUAGUACUGAAAGAGUCUGUAGCGGAUAGUCCUCUAGUACUGAAAGAGUAUGUAGCGGAUAGUCCUCUAGUACUGAGAGUCUGUAGCAGAUAGUCCUCUAGUACUGAAAGAGUCUGUAGAGGAUAGUCCUCUAGUACUGAAAGAGUAUGUAGCGGAUAAUCCUCUAGUACUGAAAGGGUCUGUACCGGAUAGUCCUCUAGUACUGAAAGAGUAUGUAGCGGAUAGUCCUCUAGUACUGAAAGAGUCUGUAGCGGAUAGUCCUCUAGUACUGAAAGAGUCUGUAGUGGAUAGUCCUCUAGUACUGAAAGAGUCUGUAGCGGAUAGUCCUCUAGUACUGAAAGAGUCUGUAGCGGAUAGUCCUCUAGUACUGAAAGGGUAUGUAGCGGAUAGUCCUCUAGUACUGAAAGAGUCUGUAGCGGAUAGUCCUCUAGUACUGGAAGAGUCUGUAGCGGAUAGUCCUCUAGUACUGAAAGGGUAUGUAGCGGAUAGUCCUCUAGUACUGAAAGAGUCUGUAGCGGAUAGUCCUCUAGUACUGAAAGAGUAUGUAGCGGAUAGUCCUCUAGUACUGAAAGGGUCUGUAGCGGAUAGUCCUCUAGUACUGAAAGGGUCUGUAGUGGAUAGUCCUCUAGUACUGAAAGAGUAAGUAGCGGAUAGUCCUCUAGUACUGAAAGGGUCUGUAGCGGAUAGUCCUCCAGUACUGAAAGGGUCUGUAGCGGAUAGUCCUCUAGUACUGAAAGAGUAAGUAGCGGAUAGUCCUCUAGUACUGAAAGGGUCUGUAGCAGAUAGUCCUCCAGUACUGAAAGGGUCUGUAGUGGAUAGUCCUCUAGUACUGAAAGGGUCUGUAGCGGAUAGUCCUCUAGUACUGAAAGGGUCUGUAGCGGAUAGUCCUCUAGUACUGAAAGAGUAAGUAGCGGAUAGUCCUCUAGUACUGAAAGGGUCUGUAGCGGAUAGUCCUCCAGUACUGAAAGGGUCUGUAGUGGAUAGUCCUCUAGUACUGAAAGAGUCUGUAGCGGAUAGUCCUCUAGUACUGAAAGAGUGUGUAGCGGAUAGUCCUCUAGUACUGAAAGGGUCCGUACCGGAUAGUCCUCUAGUACUGAAAGGGUCUGUACCGGAUAGUCCUCUAGUACUGAAAAGGUCUGUACCAGAUAUUCCUCUAGUUCUGAAAAGGUCUGGAGCGGAUAGUCCUCUAGUACUGAAAAGGUCUAUACGUGUGAUUUACCGUGGCUCUGUGAAUUGAAAGUACGAGGCAGGGACUUUUGUGUUUGGCCAAUGAAGAACUUAUCACCUGUAAUCAGGAAACAGAUUCCUGGAGUAAACAAACCAUGUAACAGUGAACUAUAAGGUGCGGCCUGUAAAUACUUCAAGGGCCAUUUAAAAAACAAUAGACAUUCUGCUUCAUCUCCCUCUGGUAGCCCUGAAUUCUGUGGAGAAUUUGCCGAGGCUGCAUAUCUAAUAUCUGGGGCAGGGGUCAGCAACCUACAGCACGUGUGCCAUGCACGGCACUCUAGGUGUUUUUAAACGGCAAUCAAGGCUGCCAGAGCUAAACUGGAACUGGCCCAUCAGGAUUCCUUAGUACAAACUGAGUGGUUAGGGGCAAUCCUCAGUUUACGCUUUUCAGCACUUAUAGGAAGUAACCUCAGAUCACUUUAUCCCAGUACUUGUGAAUGGGAUUAGAGCAGCCCACAGAACCUACUGCAGCCCGGACCCCACUGGAUCGCAGGGAAACCACCCACACUGCUAGAUAUACACUGAGCUUCCGAAUAAGUCUCCCCCUCAUACAAAUAAUACAAACAGCCCCCACACACAAACACAUCCCCACAACACACUGACAAUCGACAUACGUGCACACAGCCCCAACAAGCAGCCUGUCACAUACAGUACCCUAACAUAUUACACAAGCAACCCCCAUACACAGCCCACUUUUACAGGGAUCAUAUACAAUACCACAAACUACUCGUGUAAGAAUACUUUAAUAUAUAACAGCUCACACAUGCACAAGUACAACGCUACAAAGCACCCAUGAAUAAAACAAGCAAAAUACGGCAACAUAUCACACACGUCAGUUGUAAGACAGAGGAUCGGCACGCCGAGAGACUUCAAAAUCUUAUUUUGGCACAGUUACUACUGAAAGGUUGCCUAUCCCUGAUCUAGGGAAACAAAGAUAGUAAAAGCUCAUGUGGAAGUGCUAAAAUGGCUGACUUACUGAGAGGGUAGUGGAUGCAAGGAAUAGCCUUCCAGCUGAAGUGGUAGAGGUUAACACAGUAAAGGAGUUUAAGCAUGCGUGGGAUAGGCAUAAGGCUAUCCUAACUAUAAGAUAAGGCCAGGGACUAAUGAAAGUAUUUAGAAAAUUGGGCAGACUAGAUGGGCUGAAUGGUUCUUAUCUGCCGUCACACGUUUCUAUGAUUCAAUGAUGGAGCCACAUUUUUCCAUAUCAUGUUAUCCUGGUGUAGGUUGUCUUGUCUGCCAUUGGAGAGUUUACCUGUCAGGGUUGGUCAAUUCUCAAAAACUAUCUUGUAGUGCAAAAAGCUGUGUGUGUUGAGGGACGCAGCCCGCGGACAUGGUGUUGAUUGUUUGUGGGGGAUGCGCUGUCAUUCACUGAGCUUGCCAUUUUUGUAGUUGUUUUUAUUCAGUAAGCUGUGACCUGUCAGAAAAUUUACUUUAAACAUCAAUUUCAGAAUGUUAGGCCACAAUAGUUAAAUCUGAAAAAUUCUCCAAGCCAGCUAUGCUCUGGUUUGACUACUUUGGCCUAAAACGUGAAAUUCAUUGUGAAUUUCCCCUUUUUCCCCCCAACAAUUCACAGUUUAGUGAAUAACUUUAAAAGUCAGUUAUGUUCCCAGUUUAUAUAUAUAUAUAACAAUAUACUACUUAUGGUAAAGGUAAUAGUUUAAGUAGUAGCUUAUGUUUUCUGACUAAAAAAACAAAACAGCCAUAUUUGGAUAUGCAUUUUUAAGAUUCUGUUUGCAAUAAAUGUUUUCCGUUCAUUCAUACCUGGAAGCGUAAUAAUAAUAACUCACAAUUAUUCCUGGAACUUGAAGAGUUCCUUUGGAUCCAUGCUGCCCUGUGGUGGCAAUAAUAAUUCAGCCCACAGUUGGGGAGAUGUUAAAUUGCUUGUUUUUAAUAAUAACCCUAUUUAUACUAUUUUCCAUGAAGUUUUAGAGAUGGUAAUGUGAGACACUGCGUUGCUCAGUACUAUUCUCUUGCAGGGUUAUUUACUACACCCCAAAUAUUACUAAAUUUAAUCUCAAUUUUAAAAUUUAGGCUGAUAUAAAGGAACACCAGUUUUAAAUCCAUUGGCCAAUUGCCGUACUCAGCUUUUUUUAAAGCAGUCUGAGGCUUGAUUCAGGAAGCCUAGGACUGGGACCGGCUGAUAGGAUGAUUGUGUCGGUAUCCCUCUAUUCACAAAACAGAGUGAGGAAAAUACAUACGUUUCUCAAACUGUUUUAUGAAUGGCGAGCUGCUGAUUGGCUGAGUCAUCCUCCCAGUUCUAGAUUCAAUUCGGACUGCAGCAUACCUAGCUGCGUAGAGCAAUCAGGCAAGGCAAUUUUUUAAAGUGAGCCAUUGAGGUAAGCUAGCACCUGGGGUCUUCCUCGCAACAUCAUUCCGAUGCAAUUUUAAUCGUGUCUGGAGUGUCCUUUUAAAUCCACUAUUUUAACCUCAGUUUUGCAAUAUAAUGUAAUUUUCCUAAAAUUUGGAUAAUUUUCCUAAAAUUUGGUUAAUUUCUACAGCCGCUAGCGACAGCUGUAGAAAUUAACGAACCUGGACUGCAGAAGCUCCACCUUGUGUCAAAUUUCAUCAUCUUUGGGUUUUACGUAAAACAAAGUAAUCCUUACUUAGAUUAAUGAGAUCUUAUGACUUGGUUGGAAUUUCAAUGAAAUUCCAGUGCAGUCAAUGUGAGCAUUUCACAAAGAUUCUGUAUUUACAAACUACUGACAUAUUUAUUCACCGUAUUAUGAACUGCUGACAAUUCAAAGUGAAUUCAAAGUAAAAUUUAAUUGUAAGAUCACAAUGGCCAAUAUUAAAACAGCAUUGUUUUGGCGAAUGUUUCUAAUUCGACUAUUUUAGAUUCAUUCUUACAGGGUUAUUCACUGAUGUGAGAAUUUAAAGUAAAUUUUAUUUUUUUUUAGUCUAUCCGGCACUCCAAUGCAAUGUGUACUGAACUGGAUUGUGAUGUAGAUUGCUAAAUAUUUAAUAUAUGAUUAAAAGUACACAGAGCAUCACAUGAAAAACUUAACACAACUUUUAGGUGAUUUUGAACGCUUUAUUCAAUGAUGUCAUUUCCACAGGAGUGGAAGAAUUUCCCAAUUCUGCUACCGCCUAAAACUUAACUUUUUUGGUCAAUUCUCAAAAACUAUCUUGUAGUGCAAAAAGCUGUGUGCGUUGAGGGACGCAGCCCGCGGACAUGGUGUUGAUUGUUUGUGGGGGAUGCGCUGUCAUUCACUGAGCUGGCCAUUUUUGUAGUUGUUUUCUUAUCGUCACCUUAUAUCUUCAGCGACUGACAUGUUAAAGAUAGUAGACAAAAGCCACCUAGUCUUGUGUAAUUUAUAAAUAAGAUUGUGUAAUCAGUAAAAAGAUAACAUGUAAUGUUAACAUGACAGAUACACCUAAGGGUAUAGGAAAGUUAACUCACUGACAUUUAAGUAAUGUUUUAAUAACAUUAUAGACAAUCUGGGAACCUAGACAGCAACUUUAUCCAUAAUAUGUAAACUAAUAAUAAAGAUUCAUCAAAACUUUGCAUAAAAUAUAACAGGGGAUCUAAUCACUGAACAGCAAGUUUUGGUGAAAAGUUACAUAUUUGGACAGAAGGCCCGACCUCUCCAUUCAGCCUCUGUCCUACCCUCCGUCCGUUGUGCCUGACACCUAACAUCUCUUCCCCUCUGGCGAAGGGGAGUUAAAUCAGCCAAGGUGUAUUAAGCUAAGAGAGAACGUCUCCUCCAUGAGGGAUAAGGAGAUAUAUUUAUAAGCUUUUUUUUUUCAAUUUUUUUUGGGUGGGCAGACCAGCACAGAAGGGGAUAAUUCAACCAAAACCAGUGUUUUAUGAAAACACAGUUUUUUAAAUUGGAGUAACCCUUUAAGUCACCAUAAUAGAUUUGUGAAAUUACACAAUUUUAUUGUAUGUUUAAUCCUUCAAGGUAAACAUUGCAGUUUCUAAAAUCCUGCAGUUUUACAUCUGUGAAUUGUGAGGUCUGGAUCAGGGUUAUGUCAUGCUAUGUGAUGUACCCUGUAUGUAAAAAUAGCCAAACUAUUUUGGGAAUCUUUGACAAUAAUGGGGUAGAUCAAUUUGGAAAAGGACAGACGCUGACAGAAAUUGCGCUCUAAAUGAUCAGCUGCUAAAUAUUGCAAAACCGUCUGUGUUACUUCCUGUCUGUAAUUGUUACAGACAGAAACGUCUCAUUUUUUUUAUUGAUCUAUGUCUAACAGAAUAGAAUCAGUUAACACAAUGCUUAAAUUACAUUUAAUUGCCUGAUUGAGGCUAGUUCCGCUUUAAAUUGUAACUGGAACUGAAUAUGUCUAUACUUCCCAACAUUCCUGAGUUUCCAGUGACAGUCAUUAAUACUGUAUUGCUACUUGCCUGGUCUUUGUAUUUAUUAAACAUGUGUAAGCUGGGAAUGAAUCAGUAUAGACAGGUUUCUCAGUUUCCCAGAAAUAAGACACUGUGUUGCUCAUCACAUUUCCUCAAAUAGUGACUUCCUGGGAUUUGUAACAAUGUAUUUACAUGUACUUAAACAGAUACUAUAGUGUAGGAAUUUGUAUUGCUAACACUAUAGAUGCCCCCUCCCUCGCACUUCCUCCCCUGGCAACUAAAGGGGUAACAAUUUUUAGUCACUUACCAGAUUCCAGCGCCGAUGACUUUCGGCACUUGGUCGGCGCUCUGCUUCCUCUAACGCCAUCCGACAUGGCGGUUUAUGCACAUACGUAGUGAGUGCAAAGGGCUCUCCCAAUAGGAAAGCCGUGCUUCAAUGCUUUCCUAUGGAACGUAUGCAGAACGUGAGGACGUCCAGGGUCUGUUAGCAACCAGGAAGUGCCUAUAGUGGUUGUCUGAUUGACAGCCACUAUAGGCAGUCUUAGUCUUGCAAUGUAAUUAUUUCUCAGGACUAAUUAGGACAGUGACACUACACCCAGACCAAUUCAAUGAAGUGGUCUGGGUGCCCAACGUGUCCCUUUAACAUUUAACUUUAUCCUUUAGCUAGGAACCAUCUUUGCUCCCUGUCAAUCAUUGUUCUAAGCUCUGCCCUUUGCACCUUCCUUGCAGCCAGCUUACAGAAAAGAGGAGAAAUUAAACCUGGUUUCUAUAUUCAUUUGCAUAGUUGGCCCUGACUUUUCCUUGUCUGAACAAGAUUGUGAUGUCAUUUGCCAAAUCUUUAAUGUAAAAUUAAAAGAAAACAAAGCAUCUUUCGAUAUAAAUGGUAACAAGUUCUAGGUGUUUUUCAAUGUUUUAUUAAUUUGUGAAAAUUCCAGCAGAGUGACUGUAGGGGAAUUUUACAUAGUUUGCUGCUCAUGCCCGCAUAUCUGGGGUUUAUUCACUAAAGGCCAAAUCUAGUGACAUGUGCCAAGUUUGACAGGUGUGAAAUCAGGAGAGGAAUAAGUUUGGGUGCUUUAUACAGCAAUCCACAUGAUGCUGAGUGUCAGAACCGCUAUGUUAGGUGCUUGUGAGGACUGUGCACAACGUGUGUGUCUCACAAAUAGAGUGUGUGUAUUGACGAAUCUGUAGAGGAAUGGAAACCAAGUUACAAAAUUUAGAUUAAAAUAACCUUUAACGGAAACUCCAGUACCACUGACUUUUAGAGAGGCUUGAAGGCCAGACUGCUGCCCACAGUCUAUUGGCCUGGUCCCAAGAGUCCCUAAAAAGGGGCUAUUGUCACCAUGGGGAGGAGUAUGGGGCUUACUGUGUUUCCACUCUGGACUUGAGAACCUCUGGUGAUCUGAGGACCACAUCGAAUGCCGGGCCAGGAGAUACCCUGAAACACUCUGGAACUGUUCCUCAUAUCGGGACUGAGCCAAGGUUCGGUUAAUCUUUAGGUGGUAUCACUCGGUCCCCAGACCUCCAAACAGAGUGCUAUUUGGAGGUGAGAUCAGGGGAAGAGGGGGCAAGAAGCCAUUGGAAGAUACCUGAGGCUUGAGAGCUCUCCCUUCCCCAGAGAUCUUGGAACUCCUCACCGGAUCCGGUAAAAUGUUAUCACGCUGUGACUUAUUUUCCGAUAAGAGUGCUAUUUGUACAGUGACACGCUUUCCAGGGUUAUAUAUUGUGUGGGGGUACAGUCCAGGGAAAGUGGGGUACAGUCCAGGGAGUUCUGGUGCACGUUUUGUGAGCUGCGCCUCUUAUAUUUUGUGAAUUAUUAUUAUUAUUGACAUUUAUAUAGCGCUAACAGAUUCCGUAGCGCUUUACAAUAUUAUUAGAGGAGGGAUUUAACUAUAAAUAGGACAAUUGAAUAAACCCUUUUAGAAGUUAUGGUAUUACUGGUGCAAGAUAUAAUGCGUCUGUAAACAUGCUCAAAUGCUGCCAAAAUAGCUAAUUUGGGGGAGAUGUGCUCAGAUGUAUUAUUAAGGAUGCCUCAAAAUUGAUCAAAUGGCAAAAAAUAACGCUAAAUCCAAACCCAUGUUUUAAUAACCAGUGACACAUUUUAACAAGGCAUAACAUUUAAAUAUAAUAAACUAAUGUUACAUUUUCCAUUGGGUAUUUAGUCAUCUGAAUGUGAAUAAACAGGUACACAUUUUCUGCAUCAGUGAAGGGGUUAACUAACACACAACAUCCCUGUCGACAUAAUCAAAUGGCGAUUGAUCUCAAGCCCAAACCAGCGGGACUUUGCUUAGGAAAAUCACACACUUUCCAGGAAGAGGCACAAUUUUGUCAAACAAAAAAAACCAAAUAGGUUAUAACAGAGGUGUCCAUUCUGUGGAAUGCAGAAGGUUGUGCGAGAGCUUUUUAAAAUGUGUUGCAAUUGCUGACACACACAGAGCCCUGAAGCAGUGACAUCUUUACACUUUAGGGUUCAAUUGAGUAGAGCAUUGCACAUUUUAUGCAAUAUAGGUAAGCUGAAAAAAUAGUUAUGUUUCCCUCCCCCGAUUUUAGUUAUUUUGGUCGAAAAUAACUCCUUUGUCAGCUCUGCACAAUAUCCAAUUAAUGGAAAAAAAAAACCUUUGUAACAGAUAUUUAUUAAUAAAACGAGUGUAAAAGAACAUUAGGGGGUCAACUACAACUCUUACCUCUUACAACCAGUAACCCUUUAAGUGCCACGCAAUGUGUUUCUCAUAACUCUGGGCCACAAUGGGCUAAAGCUGUCUUCCAGCCUUUUAUAUUCAUAUUUGGUAUUCUUGGACAAUUGUCUCUUUCAUUCCUUUAAUAUUAAAACUGUAUUUUCAUGUAGGGUUGGUGUAGUUAAUGGUUAAGGACCGACUAGAUAAAAGGAACACUCCAAGCACCAUUACCACUACAGUAGUGUCCCUGUGUUCAAACCCCAAUGUAAAUAGUCAAACCAUCUAGUAACAUUAUGACUUCCUACCUGGGCUCUGGUGGGUGCCCCUGAAGGUAGGGAGAGAUACCUGGCGAACCGAUGGCAGGAAGUCAAAACAUUUCCAAAAGGCUUGACUACUUACAUUGGAAGGGGAGGUACCAGAUCACUCCUGGAACCAUAACCACCAUAGCACACUGUAGUUGUUAUGGGGCUUGGACUGUUCCUUCAGCACAGGAUGUUUCUAAAACCAAAUGAUAUGAUGUUAUGAAUUUCUGCGAUUAAAUCUACCAUGUCAGUUUUACAUUACUAUAUUAAACAUUCCCGGAAGCUUAGCAAAGAUACAGAACCAUAUUUUGCAUUAUUAAAGGAACAUACUGCAAUUUAACUUUAAUAGUAGUUUUUGGCCUCAUAUUUAUGCAGUUUUUUUUAGUUUUCUGCGUCAAAAAUCCACCCCAAGCCAUACCACACCUUUUCACAAAACAUCUGCAUCGUGUGAGCAUGCCUACUGCAUUGUGGGAGAGUGCCCAUCAAUGCUCUCCCUGGGGUCUUGCACGUGGGGAUGCUAAAUGUCUGUAAACAGUGUAGGACGACCAAGAACACCUCUUGAACAGGAUCCCGAAUUUGAGAGAGCCCCAGUGGGGCUAACCAUUUCAUCCCAGAUUUUUCCAAACUACAGUUACUUGCGAACUCAGCCAGUCGUAAAUGUCAAAAUGACAAAAUGUCAACUGUCAAUUGUUUUUUUUUAUUAUUUAAAAUAAAUAAAAAUUAUUUAGGUCUCUUUUUAUUAUAUGCUCUGUAUUGUGUAUUAAUUUGUUAAAGUAAAUCCCUGUUUUGGGUUGAUCUCAUGGCUCACUUUAAUUCUUUGGAGAUUAUAACUCUCGCCAUUAUAACUCUUCUUUGUUCAGAAGACCAAUUUAUCUGACCAAAAUCCCUGCAGGUAAUUAGGGCCUACUGUGCCUUAACGAACCAUAAUAUCGUGUGUGAUUGCCUAUCAUCUCACCAAUGUGCUCUGGGACCCUUCCAGAAAUUCAAAUUGUGAGUGGGCUUAGUAGUUAUAUGGUGUUUCUGCUGUCCUGCUGAGUGACGUGCAUCCAGCGUCUUGAUGACGAUCCCGUCCGACAUUCAUGGGAAGGAACUCUGUGUAUAUAAAUAUGUGCAGAAUUGACAUUAGCCAGCAUGGAUUGUUGAUUAAAUACCACAGUUUUUUUCCCAGUUCCCAUUCUAUGUUUUAAGUGACUUAGUGUAUAACGUAUAGCAUUAAAUUCACACCAAAUCUCAAAAUUCAACAUCGGAAUUUGAUUAAAAAAAUUAAAAUUCACCAAAGUCAAUUCAUGAUGCAAACUUGAGUCAUGUGAUUAUUUAUCGACAGUUGAUUUGCAGCAAAUUAUGAUUUUGCUAAAACAGUAAAAAUGUAUUAUUUUAGUAAAUUAUCUCUGUACAUUGUGUUAGAACAGCUUAUCUCUAUCUGGAAAAUGAAAACUGGUUCUGUUGGUUCCCUUAAUAUGUGACGUAAAAUUUAGGGUGGAAGAACUUAUUGUUUCAAUAUCCUUGGGUGCUGAUAAAUAAAUACACUGGGUUAUUCAAUAACGUGAGCAUUCAAAAUGAAUCUCAAAUUCAAGGGCAAAGAAGCCAAACUAGAAGAAUAUCCGACUUGAAUUUGUAAUUUACUCUGAAUUCACUUAGAAUUUUCAGAUUAGUAAAUAACCCUUAUAGUGUUACUCAUAGAAACGUCUGAUGGGGCCAACAUUAUUCCAUCCUAAAUUCAAUAAAUCUCAUAAAUCUCUAAUUUUGGCUUUAUCGGGUGGAAAUAACAUUUGUAGGUAUGGGUUAAUGUGGCCACGAUUUAGGACAUAAUGUUCAGCUACAACUCUUGCAUCUCAUGUUCAGCUACAUGUAAUGACUAUGGCUUGUACUACUCAACAUUUCCUUUUGGGAAGGUUAUAUUCAUUAUGAAUAGGCUCUGUGUCCCAAGUUCCACCAUCAAUAAAAUGAUAUUACAGGCAGCCUUAAGUAACCCGGUUGCUUCACAUGGCCACUUUCAGUAGGAUUUUGUUCUCAAGAAUUGUUUGUUUAAAACUUAACAUAUUGAUUGCUAGAAAAAAUGAUUUAUUAAUUCAUGUUGUAUUCAAAAAGUGUAUAUAUAUAUACAUUGUAUUUCAAUACUCUGGCUGUAGUCUGAUAUAAAAGCACUGCACUCAGGAAGCUCCUUUUACAUAUUUUAUUAAAGGUAUCCUGCUGUAGUCUGAUUUUACAGCAAAUUGAUUGCUCCCAAUAACUAUAUAUGAUUUAUUUUAUAUAGAGGUGUAUUUACAAUAUAAUUGUCCUUUAGGGUGAUUUAAUACCUGUGCCGUAACCAUUUUCUUAUAUUUUAUGUUGCAGAGCAAGUCAUGGAGGAAAAUCAAGAAUAUGGUGCACUGGUCGCCGUUUGUCAUGUCUUUCAAGAAAAAGUACCCCUGGAUCCAGCUGGCAGGACAUGCAGGUACUGGGUAACACAGUUAUAGCAUCUUACCAUAAUAUAACAUACUACCAUCUGUACUGACACUUCAUACCAUAAUAUACCAUUUUACCAUCUGUACCGACACUUCAUACCAUAAUAUACCAUAUUACCAUCUGUACCGACACUCAUUACCAUAAUAUACCAUAUUUCCAUCUGUACUGACACUCCUUACCAUAAUAUGCCAUACUACCAUCUGUACCGACACUCCUUACCACAAUAUGACAUACCAUCUUGUCAUGGUACUGUGGCAUUCUGUGCCAUGAUAACCAUGGUACUGUGGCAUUCUGUGCCAUGAUACCCAUGAUACUGUGGCAUUCUGUGCAGGGCCGGACUGGGAAUGAAAAGCAGCCCUGGAAAAAAAUUCCAUACCAGCCCCGUAAUGCAUCGUGCCAGCAUAGUGCGCAGAUAUGGAAGCGGGAAAAAAAAUUAAAACUAGCACUCAAACAUGAAAUAAAGCACUUAUAGGGCUUCAAAAUAAAGCAGAGCAGAUUUAUUGUAAGCAGACGCAGACGUGCAUUUGUGUGUGUGUGUGGAGAGAGUGCCGUUUGUGUGUGGAGGGGUUCUGUGUGUGUGUGGAGGGGUUCUGUGUGUGCGUGGAGGGGUUCUGUGUGAGCGUGGAGGGGUUCUGUGAGCGUGGAGGGGUUCUGUGAGCGUGGAGGGGUUCUUUGUGCGUGGAGGGGUUCUGUGUGCGUGAAGGGGUUCUGUGUGUGUGUGGAGGGGUUCUGUGUGCGUGAGGGUUCGUGGAGGGUUCUGUGGGGUGGAGGGGCCUGGUGGGGGAGGGGUGCUGGGGAGGGGUGCUGUUGGUGGGGAGGGUGCUGCUGGGGGGAGGGGUGCUGAUGGGGAGCUGUGGUGGGGGAGGGGGUGCUGCUGGAUGGGGGAGCUGUUGGUGGGGGAGGGGGUGCUGUUGGUGGGGGGGAGGGGCUGUUGGUGGGGGAGGGGGGUGCUGUUGGUGGGGGGAGGGGAGGUGGUGGGGGUGCUGUUGGUGGGGAGGGGCUGUUUGUGGGGAGAGGGGUGCUGUUGAGGGGAGGGUGUUGGUGGGGGGGGGGCUGUUGGUGGGGGUGAUGGGGAGCUGCUGGUGGGGGAGGGGUGCUGUUGGUGGGGGGGAGGGGUGCAGUGUGUGUAUGGGCAUCGAUAUAUAUUUAAAAAAACUUCAUUUUACCCCCCUCCCACCUUACCUUUGGUCAGGGGAGAGGGGGAACGGCUACUCUUCGAUCCCUGGUGGUCCAGUGGUGGCGCGUGCUGUUCAGCCUGCAGCUCCUCUGGCUGCAGGCUGACUUCGCUCUCCUCCCGCGAGAGCAGCAGGCAGGUCGGAGCGUUGCCAUGGUAACGCACGGCAACGCUCCAACCUGCCUGCUCACGGGAGGAGCGUUCUCUCUUGCAGUUUCCUGUCAGACCGGGUAGGGGAACUGCGGUCUGCCUGCUCGGCCACGCUCCAUUCUGUGACCGGCAGGAGGGGAGCGUAUCCCCUCCUGCCGGUCACCCUGUAAUUGCAGCCCGGGCUGGUGCACACUAGACGGCCGCGCACCGGCCCCCUAGUGUGCCGGCCCACCGGGAAAUUUCCCGGUAUCCCGGUGGGCCAGUCCGGCCCUGAUUCUGUGCCAUGGUACCCAUGGUACUGUGGCAUUCUGUGCCAUGAUAACCAUGGUACUGUGGCAUUCUGUGCCAUGAUACCCAUGAUACUGUGGCAUUCUGUGCCAUGAUACCCAUGGUACUGUAGCAUUCUGUGCCAUGAUAACCAUGGUACUGUGGCAUUCUGUUCUCAAAACAACAGCACAUGGAGAGACAAAAUAGUAUAAGAACAGCCAGGUGCAAACCAUAUAAACACUCCCUCAAGUGCUUUAAAUAUUCAAAUGUAUAUAGAAUAUAGAAUGCACACUAUAACAAUCUCAAAAAAAACUUUGCUUUAUUAUGUACAAAAAAGUACCAGAGUGAAAACAUAUAAAAAAAAGAUAAACAAAGUGACAGAAGCAAGGGCAAACACAAUAAAACAAUAGUAAAUUACCACAAAAAUUCUUACAAGCCCCCAGACAGAAACACGAGUCGUGUGGCAUUCUGUGCCAUGAUACCCAUGAUACUGUAGCAUUCUGUGCCAUGAUAACCAUGAUACUGUGGCGUUCUGUGCCAUGAUAACCAUGGUACUGUGGCAUUCUGUGCCAUGAUACCCAUGAUACUGUGGCAUUCUGUGCCAUGGUACCCAUGGUACUGUGGCAUUCUGUGCCAUGAUAACCAUGAUACUGUGGCAUUCUGUGCCAUGAUAACCAUGGUACUGUGGCAUUCUGUGCCAUGAUACCCAUGAUACUGUAGCAUUCUGUGCCAUGAUACCUAGUAGUGCUAUAUGCACUGUUUUUAUUGCUCUGUUAUCUAUUGCUUGAUACACAGAAGGGCUUGAUGUUAACAUGUGGACUGCAGUGUGUGCUGAAAAGCUGACUACUGCUGACACAAUGCACAUCUAAGCAGUAUGAAAUACAAUAAACAGGGCUGUGAUUGCUGAUAAUUAUAUGUUUUCAAAAGUCUGUUUUUUUGGGGGGAAUUUCAGGAAGUUUCAAGCCUGCAGCCAAUGGGAAGAUCCUGAAGAAGCACUGUGACUGUGAGCAGCGCUGUCUGAGUCUGCUGAUGGAAGAUGUGCUCAGGCCUUACGUUCCAGCCUAUCACGGAGAUGUCCUGAAAGACGGGGAGAAGUACAACCAAAUGGACGACCUGCUCUCUGAAUUCGAUAGUCCUUGUGUCAUGGACUGCAAAAUGGGGGUUCGGUAAGUUGGGUCAAGUUAAAAUGAAUUAUGAUAGAUUGGAGAUUGCUUUCCUUGACACUCUACCGUUUUGUGGACUACAUUAGUGGACACUGAUACACGCACAUACAAUAAACACUCAGACUAACGCAUAUACUAAAUUUAAAUGUAGGAUAUAAUCCAGGCACUCCAAGGUAUUCCAACAGAUUGCCAAAGGCCCUAAGUGGUCGAAACUUUGUUUUUUGGUGCUUGGGUCCAAUAAAAUUGCCUAUCUGUUGGAAUACCUUGGAGUGCCUGGAUUAUUUUCUACAUUUAAAUCUGAUAUUUGGUCCCUUUGGUACUGGGGCUUAUCCAGCUUCUAUUGCACCCAGGUUUCCAGGACGAGUGUUUGAGUGCAUUUCAAUUACGUGUACAUGGAUAACGCAUAUAAUAAGGCACUGAUACACUCACAUAUUAUGAUUUGGGGCACACAUACACACUAAGAUAUACUGACAUUCACAUACACGUUAUCAUUAAAACAUGGCUACAUUUUUUGUGUGUAAUUGCAUUUACAUAAAUAGUUUUUGUUAAAUUAAAACAAACAGUGUCCCUAAAAAAAACCCAACUGCAACAAAAAGCAUUUUGUUUUCAUAAAGGAUACUUCAGUGUUUGGUGCACAACAUUUAAACAUGACCAAAAAAUGCACGGCUCAUACGACAUGACUAGGACAAUAUUCAAGGUUUUUAAUAAAAAAUAAAAAAAGAUAGAAAUUACAGAUGAAACUCUGACUUUGCAUAUGUAACUGGCUGUCACGAUGGACCAAUUGUCAUUUAUCCUCUGUUAUAGCUAUGUUUCCAACGUUACCAAUGUUAACGUAGAUUUUCGAAUGCAUAAGAAGUAACUCUAGCAGGAGGUCUGAAGGAAGGACAGGGUGUGUGAUUCAUUGUGCAUAUAUUUUGGGCAUUUUUAAAAACUCCGCAGUAAGAUUUGAAGGGCUGUUGACAGUGGAAAAUCUAACGGCGAUCCAUUUAGCACAUAACAAUAGAGAGUGCGUAAUUGUACUAAAUAGGGAAAGAGUUUCCCUCAACCAAACAGGAAGAGGACUUGGGGGUAUUUGCAGAUAAACAGCUGGACAGGAAUAACAGAUGUGGUCAGUGGAAUUUGUUAGAACACAGAGUAGCUCAAGGUCCCUGUAACUGUCUGAGCCAGGGGAAUUGCUGCAAUUCCUUUUAAUUGUCCAAUUAAAGAUUGAAGGAACUUUCUGCACCCUGAUCCUCAAAUAUCUAAAGCAGGAUCAAAAAUAGCAGGCUUUGAUGUUAAUACAAAUGAUAACCAGGUAAAAUAAUAUGCCAUGGCAAAUUCAUGUAUAGGUGUAAGAGUUGUUAGACCUGCUCAUCUGAGUGCUACAAGACCCUUUUAUAUUAAAGGCAGCGAGCAAUGGAGAGUUAGGAGAAAAACAGCUAAGAGACUCAUUCAAAGUAAAAAUAGGUGAUAAAAAAGUUAUACCUAGAUUUAACCUGUAGUUUUUUACUUGGCUUUGGAUUAGCGGCUGCUAGUAACUGCUUAAUUGCUUUCCUUUUAUAUUUAUUUUUUAGCUUUAUUUCUUAUAUUCCUAUAUUUUUUCACGGGUUAUCUAUAUGAUGCAUUGUAAACGCGUUUCACUUUCAUCAUAUAAAGUCCAUUUAAUAAAUCAGUCACUUAAUUUCAUAAGAGCCCAAAGUGACCUCUGGUGUUUAUCUUACCAGAACCUGCACCACUAUAGCCACCAAUAUUGAAUUUAAGGGGCACUGUAGGAAUUGUGACGGCUUCAUCUCAUUGAAAUAGUUAUAAUGUCUGGAGUCCUCUGGCACUGUUCUUCCUAUAAGCAUUAAACUGGUUUUAAUGCUAAACAAGAGUUCCCAGCAGUCCAUCCCUUUUGUGAUGCUUGGUAUAAUGAGGAAUUGUUAUCCUGAGCAGCAAAGGCUGGCUGUUAUUGGCUGAGAGUGUCAGCUGACUGCAUUCAGCCUAUCACACUGCGCAUUGCUGGUACGAAUUGUUACAGCUAGAAGAAGGUGUGUAAUCUUUGCUUUAGCCUCACCUCCAGUGGGCCGGGCUGUGGUAAGCCAGGAAUCCUCAUUCAGUGUUAAGCUGCUUGAAAACAGCUUAACGCUGAAUGGAGGGACAGUACCAGGGAACUCCAGGCACUAUAACCAAUUCAAUUAGAUGAAAUAGUUAUAGUGCCUACUGGGUCCCUUUAAGGUGUUUUGGUAAGCUAGAGACCACAGGGGAUACUUGCAUGACCAGAACUACAGUCUGACAACAUAUGCUACAAAAAUGUUAGUCAUUCUUCAUAUAUUUUGUGAGCACUUUUUAGUAUUUACUAUUUUCAUUUAAUUUUGGUUUUAUUAUUAUUAUGCACAGGACUUAUUUAGAAGAAGAGCUCACAAAGGCCAGAAAGAAGCCCAGCCUCAGAAAGGACAUGUACCUUAAGAUGAUUGAUGUCGACCCGGAGGCCCCAACAGACGAAGAGAACCAGCAGCGAGCCGUGACCAAACCACGCUACAUGACAUGGCGGGAGACAAUCAGUUCCACGGCUACUCUGGGCUUCAGAAUCGAGGGCAUUAAGGUACGUCUUGUUCUGAGACCUAAAUAUUUGUUGUUAAAGGCUGCAAAAUAUUCUCAUAUUUUUGUAAAAAAAGGUAUCAAGGCACUGCCCAAAAAUCCCAGGUGAAACUACCCAAAAAGUCUGUGCUCAAAAACCAGCUGAUGGGGGCGUGGCUCGACCGCCGAAUGAGAUGGCCGCUUAGGCAGAGAGCUCUGCACUCGGAGCGGUCCGCAAAGCACAGCCAGAAGCACACAUCCGACCACAGCCUCUGCAACUCACCCGGCAAGAGAGAGGGGGUGAACCGGAGAUGGCACAGUAUAAAAAAAACGGUAAGAAGCCGCGGGAGAGCACCCCUUCCGUCGCCGACCUCCUCACCACACCUAGGCCGCAAGCGCCUAAAGAUGGCGGCGGUCAGGAGAGCGCGAACUGCCCAAGCCCACAGAGCGCCAAUGACUGGUCAGCCCUGUCACAGCAGGCUACCACCUCUGAUAUACUGCACUCACUGGCAGAAGUCAAACACUACCUUGCAGGGGAGAUAGAGAGAUCAGCCCGAGAAGUCAAGGCAGAGAUACAAACAGUAGGGCAGCGCACAGAGGCACUAGAAUGGAGAAUGGACCACGUAGUGACGGCCCAUAAUGAAGCAGCCUCAGCCACCAACACCCUAAUGGCAAAAGUGGCAGAGCUAGAGGCAGAAAUCGAAGAUGCAUCCAACAGGUCACGCAGAAACAAUUUGAGAAUUAAGGGUUUGCCUGAAAAGAUUAAAGAUACAGGCCUACAGAUGGUGCUAACUGCUCUAUUUAAAGAACAACUGCCAGCUAUACCGGAAAACUUGUGGGUGGUCGACAGGGCACACAGGGCGCUGAGAGCCCGUGGACCCCCCAACGGGCCACCGAGAGACGUAAUUAUGCGGUGGCAUUUUUUCUCCACCAAGGAGGCUAUACUUAAAAGUGCCAGACACCACACCUAUGCCAUAGAUGGCGCUACAUUACACCUAUUCCAAGACAUAGCGCCAGCCACGCUUGCCAGACGCAGAGAAUGGAAGCCCAUUGCAGACCUAAUCAGAGCAAAAGGCCUUAACUUUGCAUGGGGCCACCCCUUUAAAAUGCUGGUAUUCAACGGGCCAAGACCUGUGGUGCUACUACCCACGGCGGACCCCAGAGCCUUCCUCCACGAGAUAGGAGUUGAGGUCCCGGCGGACUUCCACCUCCCUCAAAGGGGCACCCAAGCGUUAGGUACCAUACCUAGAGAAGGGGCAGCGAUCGAAGGUAACGCGCCUCAUAGACAGUAAAACAGACCCUUGCUCCAAUGCACAACAACCUCUCUACCAUCGAAGACACACGACUCUCCCCUGCACGCACAAGGACUCUGAACCAGCCAACAAUGAAAAGAGACGCAUGGCCAGCAGAUGACAUCCCACUCAAAGAAACCUACAGCUCUAGAGGCACAGGAGACCAAAACCCUGACAGUACCAUUCACAGACAAACCUACCUUAAAACUGACGGGAAGGGAAGGACAAAACAAACAACAAGAAAACCCAGAAAAACAAACAAAAAACAAAAUAACUAAAUAAAAAAUAAAUAAAUAAAAAUAAAAAAAAAACACAAAAAAAAUUAAAAAAAAAGAUAAUGCCGAUACAGAAUUAGUAAUGAAGACAAAGGCGGUGCGGUUUGGCACAGCCCGGUCCCUCGCCCCAACAUACGCAGAAAACGCAACACACGAAGUCUAAGAAGAACUUCACUCUAACCAUAUAAAGGAAGAGAUCACAGAACCACAGAGGCAAACAGGCCUGAAAAUGCUCACCGACUCAAGGCAAAGAACCCCAAAGGAGAAGCUAUUUGCGCAUGACAUCUCACAUGGACAUACACCACAGCUACAUGAGCUGGGGACAAAGGAACAUCACCAACUGACAUCUCCACAGAGGAUCAAGUCACCCUAGAUAUCUGCCCUAGCAAAAUCGACGCCAAAGACAACCCGAAGCUAAAGACAAGACCCUACAAAAGCCAAGCCUAUAGACUCAAAUGGACUUUGUCAACCGGCAGGAGAACAACCAAUAACCAGCCAGAAAGAGCGACAGACCUGGUGUCCCUAUGGGCGCACCUUAUGGACUUGCUAAAGACGGGGGCGCCUACCACAAUUACGCCCGGAUACGCAAGUUUAUACUUUUUACUGCACACUAUCACGCACACGGGGGGAGGACAGGGGGGGUGGCUCAUUGAGCAAUAGAAACGCGGGAAGCAGAGUACAGCAUGGGGACACUCGCCCCAUAUCUUAAAAGACACCACACAUAGGGACUUAGGCCCCCCCCCCGCACAUCCCAGGUACUCCCGCGCCACCUCCAGGCACAGAAAUAGAUUAGGGGCUACGACUAGGCGGCCAUCAACAGCGCUAGGGUAAAAAAUCCCACCCAUACCUGGGACGACGGGCUGCAUGGGAACCCCGGGUCUACAGGGUAGUAAGCAGGAGGGUGAGGAACACGGAAGGAGAGAAAAAAAACAAAAAAAAAACACACAACCCCUGCACAACACCGGUGUCGUAGAGAUAGUCAGCAGCGGAUAGCCUACGCUAACACAACCAAAAGGGUCAGAGGGAGGGGGUACUGUACUAUAGUGCACUGUAUUGUAUUAUCUUGUGGUUUUCCUGUGCCUUCAUUCAAGCUGGGAUGUAUGCUAUAAUUAAUGUUGUUUUGUAAAUAUGUAUGAGACGUGACACACUCGGACGAACAGACCCACCGACCUUGCAGAGACUGGACUUUCGGGUGAGAAAUGACCGACCCUAGCGGACAGACUCCAGGGUGCUUGGCGGAUGACUGCCCCCUCCGUGCCUACACACUUCGCCGCGGAGCGGGUGGCCACCCCCCGGGAUACCCGGCACACCUGGAUAAGACCGGGACAGUUUUCUUCCCCACUACUUCCCAAAUUAAAGUAGCUUCCCCCGCUACCUCACCCCCCCCUCCCUGUCUCCCACCGCCCCUCCCCAUCCUCCCCCUUCCCCGCCCCCACCCAAGGGCCAGCAAGGGCCACAAACCCACAAGGCCUUAACGGGGCGCACGGCGGGACGGUCUAAGACAAGGAGCGCAGGGGGUUGGGUGGGACUCCACAAAACCACACAACAUGGCGACCUUAAAAAUUACCUCCCUGAACGUAAAUGGCUUAAACACCCCGACCAAAAGACGUUUACUGAUGAGGGAAGUUAAAAGACAAAAAACUGACAUAGCAUUUGUACAGGAAACGCACCUCCUGCGGUCAGCCCGGAUCCAACUAACAGACCAUCUAUAUACCAGGGCAUACUCCUCCAGGGCACUGGCCAAAAGAAACGGAGUUGAAAUACUUCUACAUAAAAAAUGCCCUUUCGUGGCCCAAACGACGCACACGGACACUAUGGGAAGGUACGUUGUCCUCACGGGGACCAUACAUGCCACCACGUACCACCUGAUCAAUAUAUACGCACCUAACCAGCCAGACCCGGAAUUCUGGGAAACGCUCCAUAAUUUAAUCCACACCUUACCGUAUGGAAUCAUAAUACUAGGGGGAGACCUAAACGCUACACCCUGCCACACAGUCGACCGCAGCGCCCCGACUAGUAGCCAUAAGACGCAGACCACAAGGGGCCAAGACAAACUCUUGAUCAAAUUUAUACAAAACACAAACUUAAUUGACCCCUGGAGGCUAUGCAAUCCAGGAGUGAAGGACUACACGUUCUUCUCGGCAGCGCACUCCACAUACUCCCGUAUAGACAUGUUCCUAGUCAACCAAACAGGGAUCCCAUGGGUUCACUCCGCGCGUAUCAACCUUAUCACUUGGUCGGAUCACGCCGACGUUGAACUCACUCUCAGACUACCAGGCCCCAAACCCCCAUGGAAAUGGCGAUUAAACGGCACACUAAUAAAGGACCCAGACACGGAGAAGCUCUUAAUAGACGAAAUUACGACCUAUUUCGAAGACAAUGACAACCCGGACUUAACCCAAUCCACGAUAUGGGCCGCUCACAAAGCGGUCAUGAGGGGUAUCCUCAUUAAACUUGCAACCCGCCGUAAAAAGCAGAGGGCCGAAACUCUCUUCGAGCUCCAAAAGGAGCUGAGGAGGGCAGAAGCCUACCACAAACGCAAUCCCACGACACAGGGCCUCCGGGACCUUAGAGACCUCCGUCACAGAAUCAGGACAACAGCAGUUGAGGAUCUCGGUCGGGACCUCGUUCGGAAAAAACGCCUCUACUACGAACGCUCCAACAAGAUGGACACCCUACUGGCUAGGGCACUAAACCCCAAGCCUCACUUCCAAACUAUCUCGGCGAUCCGAGAUAAACAAGGUCGGAUGACCCACAAUCCUACGGAGAUCAAUCAGAUCUUCACGGAGUUCCUAUCACACAUAUACAACCACUCCCCAGAACUAAGUAGUAAAAAUAGGGAAUACACCCAUGACGUAACUAACUACGUAACCAGGACGAAUAUGACGGGACCGAACCCGGAGGCCCUAACCGCCUUGGGAGUGCCCAUCGAGGAGGAGGAGGUAGACAGGGCGAUCACGGCCCUUAAGGGAAAUAAAGCCCCGAGGCCGGACGGCUUCGACGGCUCCUAUUAUAAAACAUUUAGAGAAGUGAUAACUCCGAGACUGACGAAGAUGUACAAUGAAUGGAUGGACGGUGGACAUCCAAACCCGGACAUGCUCACAGCUGACAUCGCACUUAUACCCAAACCAGGGCGGGACUCAACCGAAGCAGCAAAUUACAGGCCCAUCUCCCUAAUAAAUUUUGAUGUAAAAAUCUUUGCAAAAAUACUGGCAACAAGAUUAAACCCCCUCCUAGGUAAAAUAGUACACCCAGACCAGGUCGGCUUUGUGCCGGCUAGGCAACUAUAUGAAAAUACAAGGAGAGGUGCUGAUCUCAUAUGGUGGGCGACUAGGACCCGGACGCCUUCUCUGAUCCUUUUCCUGGACGCGGAGAAGGCGUUCGACAGGGUGCAAUGGUGCUACCUUUUUGCGCUACUAGAACGCCUACACAUGCCAGAAAACUUUGUUAAAGGUAUAAAAGCCCUAUACACUGAUCCGAGGGCCCAGACCAACGUACAGGGAGCAACCCCGACCCCAUUUACGCCCGCCAACGGCACGAGACAGGGCUGCCCCCUCUCCCCUCUGCUGUUCGUCCUCUUGUUGGAGCCUCUCUUGCAGAGGAUACGGGAGGACGAGCACAUAACCGGGGUCAAGGCGAGGGACGAAGAAUUUAAAGUCUCCGCAUACGCGGAUGAUGUCCUGGUCACGAUCACCAACCCGAGAGAAUCUUUGCCCCGACUUAUGACCCUCCUAGAGGAAUACGGACGCAUCACAGGCUAUCAAAUAAAUUUAGAAAAAUCGGUGGCCAUGCCAAUAGAAAUGGAUGCAGACAGCGUUAACGACAUUAAAAACACCUAUCCCUUCAAACUUACGAGAUCCGAAAUUAAAUAUCUCGGCGUUAAACUCACCUCAGACCCGGCGAAACUAUACAGUGCCAAUUACCCGCCUACAAUCCAGGCGCUUUGUCGUGACUUGGAAAAAUGGCACGAAAAGCCCAUAUCGUGGAUUGGCAGACAACACGCAAUUAAAAUGACACUACUCCCACGACUAUUGUUCUUGUUCCAGGCCCUACCCACCAAAGUCACUAAACAAGACCUGCAGAUAAUCCAGAAACACAUAGAUAACUUCAUUUGGGCACAGAAAAGACACAGGAUUGCUAGACAAGUAAUGUACCGACCGAAAGCGAAGGGUGGACUAGGACUCCCACUCUUAUAUCAAUACUACCUGGCGGCGCAACUAGCCCAAAUAAUACCAUGGCACACUCCGGAGGGCUCGCACAGGUGGGUAGACCUAGAGACAAAACUUAUGUGUACGGACCUCCCGCAAUUUUGGAUCUGGGUACCCAAACAAGACAGACCACCCCUACGCACCUCUUGUCCGGCGAUCCUUAAUUCCAUAAGGAUCUGGGACCUAACAGCCACCAAAUACGCACUAAAACACACACCCUCGCCACUGACUCCAUACUUACGGAACAAAGCAUUCGAACCCGGGCUGACCGCACGAGAUUUUAGGGGGAUAGAAGACACAGGAAUGCAAAGAUACGGACAUAUGUAUGACGGCGACUCCUUCAAAACCUUUGACACCCUAAAAGCCAUGGCCCCCCUGACAACCAAAGACGUAUUCAGAUAUGUACAGUUGAGAGACUUUGCCAAAAACCCAGAUAUUAAAAAAGCAGCACAGACCCCUAUGACAUUUUUCGAACAAAUGUGCAACACAGAAACUACACAAAAGGGGCUGAUCACGGCUAUAUAUGCGCAGUUGAGUUCCCCAGAAAAGGGAACUGCAGACCCUAGAUAUAUACACCAGUGGGAGGAGGACCUAGGGGGGGCUCUAGAAGGGGAGGACUGGGUGGAUAUCUGGGAAGCGACGGCCAAGACGUCAAUUUGUGUACUACACCAAGAACAAUCCUAUAAAAUGCUUAUGAGGUGGUACACAACACCGGUACAACUCCAUAAGAUGGGGAAAACCACGACAGACACAUGCUGGAAAGGCUGCGGAGGCAAAGGCACCUUUGUUCACAUGUGGUGGGAGUGCCCUGAAGUGACCAAAUACUGGAAAAGGGUCCAAAGAUUAGUGAAAGAGGUUCUCACGCGACACAUAGACUUAGAUCCCUGGGCGAUGCUACUGUCCCGACCAACGGACGGCCUUCCUAGGAAGGAGCAACAACUUUUAAAUAAACUCACACUGGCUGCGAGAAGAGCCCUCGCGCAGAUGUGGCUUAAACCCACAGUCCCCACAGACAACGACGUGAUAGUUAAAAUCAAAGACUCCUAUUUGAUGGACAAACUCACAGCACAAAUCAGAAAUACGGAAAAAACAUUCCAAAACAUCUGGCUUCCCUGGGAAGUGUACGCUAACGAAGAUGCUAUAUAGCCUGUAAAAGGUUCGCAGUGGUUCGGUGGACCUCCUCCCGCCGGGCGCCCCGAGAUAUACCAACCAUUUCCUCUCCCCCUCCUGCUCCAUCCCCACAGCACCACUUGGUGGCCCCCCCCCCACCCCCCCUCCCCAACUUUUCAAACCACUGACUAUACGAGACUCCAAAACUUAGGACAGCCGGCUGCCAUGACCGCCGGGAGACGCAGUUGACGAAGACCCACACCAAGAUGCAACGGCUAGACGGAAUUUAGGAUUGUGAAAGACUAAUGGUUUUUAUGAUGUCUCAAUGUUACAUACACUGUAAAGUACUAGUUUUUGUUCACGUUUGAUAUAGGGUCCUGAACGGACCUAAAACCGAAAACAGGCACCAAACGGUCCACGAUAACCAGACCAUCCGACAAACCUUUUACUCUUCAUUGUAUAACUCACUGCAAUAUAUGUUACAUAUGGACCCCUGCGAGGGCCACUUUUUGCUGGUCAGUGGCACUUGGUGUCGAACUAAAAAUAAAGAAUUUAAAAAAAAAAAAAAAAACAGCUGAUGCUAUCUGAAAAACCCAUGUGUUACAGUCAAAAGAUCCUGCGUGCCUUUAUUAGGUCUAUUCACUAACGUGUGGAUUCAAGGUGAUUUCAAAGUGAAUUUCAAAUUUAAGAUGAAAAUAGCCAAACUGUAAACAUUCUCUAAGUCAGCUAUGCUUUCCAUUCAGCUACUCUGGCCUUACAUUUUUAAUUCAUUUUGAAUUCUCACGUUAGUGAACAACCUUGUAUGCUUAAAGCUCUUGUUGCUUUAUCGCAAACACCCUGUAUUUCUGCUGAGUAUAUUUAUGUGAGCAGUCAAGCAGUAGCACAGUAAAUAAUGUUUAGAAAGACAAUAUCACUUGUUUCUAUAAAAACGGCUUCCUUUUUUUUAACGAGUUAAGUUCUGAUCUGCUCACAGAAUAGUCCUUAGAGGGAACACUGCACUUUCAUGUCAACGUGCCACAAGCUAUCAAUGUAUCAAAGUGUAUCAUGCAAUAAAGCUGUAGUUACAAUCAUCAGGUUAUAGAAUAAAGUUGAUAUUUUUGGACUCACUGCUGUGUAGCCAAAAUUUGUGGCUACUUGUCUUGGUUUGGACAUUUUCUCAGUUUCAAGCUAAGGAUUUGCAUAUGAAAAUGCACAGAUAUGCUGUAUUGUCCAUAUAUAUGUAAAAAGUAACUUUGUAUUAAAAGGAUACUCCUAGCACAAUAACCACUGCCAUUUAUUGUAGUGAUUUGGGUAGGUCUCAAGCAGUUUGACCUAAUCUUGGGCUCUCCCUUCCCCCAAAACUGAGACCACUUCUUAUCGCUCCGAUAAAGUGGAAUUUCGUUUUUCUCAAUAUCUAUUGUCCAAUAUCCAAUAUCCAAAAUGUAAACAGGAGUGAUAGACUGUGAUUGCAGGUGUUGGUCUUACAAGUGGGAUUGCAUGUAAAGACUCUGUGUACCAUAACCACUGUAAUAAACUACUCAUUACAUUAUAGUAGUUAUGGUACUUAGAGUGUCCCUUCCUUUAUGUCUGAACUCUGUAAGAAUUCAGACGGAAGCCUCCGCAUAGAUCACACGUUGAAUUUGACAGGUCUGAUACCUGGAGAGAUCAUCUGCAAUGCUAACGGCCCAUGAAAGUUUGUCUGAAUUGCCACGAAAUCCAGCUGAGUUUGUCUGUCAAAUCUAUGAGAAAUUCAGAGACUCCUCAAGUCUAAAGAUUAUGAUCAGCUUGAUGUAAGUUACACUCAAGUCGGUGAAUAGCCUGAAUAAUUAAUUAAAUGAAGAUUCAGGACAGGUGACUUGCUAAACGUUGGCCAUUAUAACAGAAAUGGUGAAAUUCUCCUUACGUAUGAGCUACACAACACUUAUUGUCCUCACUGAUUGCUAGCCCUCUGUGAGUUAGUCCCUUUCAAUCGCCAUUGCAGCUGAUACUGGGACAGCUGUAGAAUGAGUUCAUCGAGAUGGUGUUUUGUUUGUGAAACACAACAAUAGGUGGAUAUAUCCUGCAUGAUCAUCACAGCAUGCCCCCCUUGACCCCACCAGCUGAACACGUCCAUAGGAUGUCUGGAGCUGUCACAGUGAGAUCACCUGUGCACAAGCAGGGAGAUCUAACAAGUGGCUAUUGUAUGCUGAUCACUUCUUCCUCUGCCUUCAUUCAGUGAUAAUAUCCUGCCACACUGCAUCCUCACCUGCUGUCAUGUAAUGCAGCUUCGUCUGAUGAAAGUAUGGCUGGAAUUUCCUGGAUAUGUAUCACUUGUGUCUGAAAGUGCAUGUAGAAUUCCUGUGCCACUGGUGAGAAAUCACUGCCCUCACCAAAGUGGAAUCCUGUUGUAUAUGAAUGGUAAUAUUACAGGGCACAGCUUUUCAUCUUCUGCCCAUCAGCAUAGGUAAUUGAUGCAUGUCUGAGUUGAGACAGUGGAGCUGGAGCCCUGGAUGCAAUAUAGUGAGCUCUGAGUGGAGAGAUUAUUUCAUUUUUGACCUGGAUUAACCAUUUAUAUACAUUGUGUUUUGACACUGCAGGUAAUUUAUAGCCAUUGGGUUGCCAGGCUUGGGCUGGCUGAGCAUGAUGGGGUCAGCUGUCUGUCGUAACUGCAAUGACAGCCUUUGCAUGGCUAAGCGCAGCCAACAUCAGCCGGAUUGUUGAAUUCAUGGCUGGCUAAGUAUGGUGGGACUCUUGGCUGAGAGUGAUGGAAGUUAAUAUCCACAACGGCUGGACAGACUGCAUAUAGCUGAAUUAGCAUAAUGUGAGAUGCUGCUUUAAUGAAAGCCACUGGUCGACUGAGAAUGAUGGGAUUUGGUAUCAGCGGCAGCCAACAGAUGGUUAUGCUUUUCAGUGACUGCACGUGCUUUAAAUCGUUAGAAAUAAAACUAAGAUUAUAGACUUUCAUUUGACAUUAUCACAUGGUUAACCUUAUCAGGCUUUUUUUUACUAAAAGGGAGAAUUAAAAUUGAAUUUCAAAUUUAAAGCCAGAUUUUCCAAACUGAAAUCAUAGCGGACUUAGAGAAAUUCUCCAGGUCGGCUAUUUUGACCUGAAAUUUGAAAUUUACUUUAGAUUCACUAUGAAUUCAUACUUUAGAGAAUAAUACUUUAUAAGUACCAAAUAGAACCAUAGGGACAUUUUAUUCUCGGGAGUCAUAGUGUUAUCAGAAGAUCUGAUUUUCUUAUAAUGUAUUCAGCAGCAAAGGGUUAAGUGAUGUGCUUCCUUAGGAAGCAUCCUGUCUCUCUGCUCAUUUCCUGCAGGAGGAAGUAUAUUAGGAAGUAACAAAUGGCUUAUUUCCCCCUGAUGUUUAUGACCUGCAAGCGAUUUGCUGCCCAGGGGUCACGUACAGAAAGGGGAAGGGACAGAUAAAGACAUAAAGGAAAUUAAACUUAAGGACUAAAGCGUAGGAAGGUAGAAUGAGGAAAUGAAGAAGGUCAAAAAUAUUUUUGUUUAAAUAAACAUAUUGAGCUUUAUUCAGAUGUAACGCCAAUGUGACUGGGUGUUCUAAUCCUUCAUUAACCCAUGAACUAAGAGCACUGAGUGAUACGCCUGUUAAAGGCCCUGACUAUUAGGAAAGACCUGAAUGGAAUCGUAUCACUGGGUUUUACUGGGCUUUGCCAGUUCUUCCCUGGAAGCACUGAGUUUGGCAGUCCAUCGGAGCAGCUAAUUCUAGGGCAGUUGAAUAGCAUUUUGUUCCACCCACUAUUUACCUAGUUUUGCUUAUAAGAUGCCAUCACUAUGCCCCGUUUGUGCCUAGUUUGCCUGAGACAUACACCUUGUGCCCCUGUAGAUAAAGAGGACAGCAUUAGGCCAGGGGCAACAGGAAGUAUCCAAGCAGAUACACCAUGUUGGUGUUUAUUAGUUUCUAAGUGAUACAAAUCUGUCAGGGUUUCCUAUUCCCUCACCUCAGUAAAUUCGAUACAAGUGAUUAUUUGAGUAGAGAGGAGGUAAGCAUAAGAAACUCUUAGAACGUCUUGACUUACUCCUAAUGUCACCUCUUUGUGAAAACUGGGGUACAAAGUUAUGACAAUCCAUCUUUAGACUUUUUUCCCAAUUUUCCAGACUGUUCAACCCCACUUUCUUGCCCUCCGGAAAUUUGCCCCCUAUCCUAAGAAUUUCUGUGUGCUCUGCGUUCCACGUUAUCAGGCCUCCGGUGUUGUGCCAGCCUGACGAACGAUUGUUGAAAUCUAGGGGCUCUCACAGAAUUAGCCAUGUGCAAUCAUUGAACAGGGCUAGCAGAGACAAAUCCCCUUCCCUAUAAUAUCCCAGCUAAGUAUACACUAACAGAGGGAUCCACAGAGGGUCUGGCAGCUGCUCUCUUCACAUUUGGCAGAUUCGCUUCAUUUUUACUCUGUUGGAAUCCUUGGAAACUGUCUAUAGAUAGAACUUAAUGUUAUCGUUUGCCAAGGAUAAAAGGCAGGAUCGGAUAACUAGUAAGAAUAUAGAAAUUCUUUCCUUUGUACUCCACGCCAGAGAAGAAACGUUUUUAUGAGAUUCUCCAAAGAUGGGGUUUUACUUUUCUAAAAUUGAUAUAUUUUUAGGCAGUUGACCUUUAACGAGGAGCUUCUCUGGCAUGUCUUUCUAUUUGAAAUAAUAAAAAUGUAUAUAAUUAUGAUUUUUAAGCGUCAGGUCAGCUGAUAUUGCUUGUGGAUUGCAAAAAAAAAAGAUUUUUCUUUCGUGGCCUGUUUUUUAUUAUUAAUACAAUUAUACAGUGAAAGCUUAGGAGGAAACUUGCCAUGACUGUUAAUCUAAUUUGAAUCUAUAUGGUUUAUAAAUCACAAUUUGACAAAAUACCGGGAUGGGAAGAAAAAGGAGUCAAAAAUUAGACCGGCUUCUAAAUACUCCUUCCGGCCUUUUAAGAUAGAGCCUACAAAUAUUUUUUAUCACCAGAUACAAUUCUAUUUAUUCUUUUGUCAGUUGAUAAGCUUUGGAACCCGUAGGUAUUUCCACUGCAAGUACCAUAACCACUACAGCUUGCUAUACCCUGUGCCAUGCUGCUUUCUCGGAGUAAGUAGUCAAACAGUCUGGAAAUGUUGGAGAUCCUGCCUGUGCAGGGCUCAGCUCAUUGGCUGAGAGCAUUCAUCCAAUAAGCUUCCAGCUCGGUCCAGUAGUUAGACUACUUACCUUGGGAGUGUAUGAGGGCAUGGCUGCAGUGGUUAUGGUAAUUGUAGUAUUCAUUCUAACAAACACAGGGUUGUCCCCUAUAUUGAGAGUUGACAUGAAAAUUGCUAAUUUUAGACAAAAAUACCAAAAUAACCAAACUGGAGAAAUUCUUUUUUUUUCAUGUCCAAAAAUGUUUAAUGUUGUGGUUAACUCUUGACAAUUCCUGAUUUAGUAAAUAGCCCAAGAGUUUUAUUUAAGAAGAUACUAAGUUUGCUGAGGGCCCUAGGACCAUGUAGAGAGUGCUUCCGGGGUGGACCACACAUUUUGUUGUCUAUGGCACACCUCCCAAAUUCACCCCACCCUCAAUGUUAGGAGAUAUGUUUGUAUGAAAUCAGAGUGAGAUAUCAAGAGAUUUUAGUUCUGACCAUCCCCCUGAGCAUCAUUAAAUCUAUUAUUAAUCAACAGAAAUUUGUAUUGUAUAACCACAACAAUUCCUUAAGAAAUCUCCUAGUGACUGUGUAAGAGAGCAUUAGCAGAGGAGCCCCCGAGAGACCAACGAUUAAUUAGAAGCAGCUGGAGAGAUCCACAGCAGACAUGGAAGAAAAUGUCCACAAGACAAGUCUAAGGUGGACUAACUUGUACUCUCUUUGUGCUACUUCCAAGAUGGCUUCUUGCUUCUCUCUAAUCUGGGCACUGUACCUCACCCCCUGGUGCUAUCAGCCAAUGAUGACCCCGGAAGAGAGGCCUGUAGUAUGCCACGACUUAUGGGCAACUGGAGAGACUAGGCAUGUGCAAACCCUGCUGAAACAGGGCAGAAUUCAAACCUUACCCAUUUUUUUACUUGCCUAACAGCAACCAAUGAGGUUGGGAGGGGCCCUGCAGAACUGAAUCCUAUUAGAGAAUUAAAGAGACACUUAUAUUUUCAAAUAUGUUUUUGGCUUACCACUCUCACCUCCAGGAAAAGAACCUUAGUGUAUCUAAACUACUGCAGAUAAAUGUUCCCAUAUAAAAACUGGUGGGCCGCUGCCCAAGUGCCCCUCUAUCCACUGGGAUAUAAUUUCCCUUUAAUUGUGACACAGGCUCAGUUAUGUGUAUGUUAGAAAUAUCUACAAACGAGCUAUGUGAGUCUGCAUUCAUCAGUGAAUGUCUAAACACUUUCUCAGCCGUUUUCAUAUUUUAGAAUUAUGUGUUUUUUUUAUCUAUACCUGGGUUAGCUUUCCACCUGUGAAGGUAAUACAAGUUCCAUGAUCCUUCACUGAUUUCUUGACCUAUAGAUCUCUGAUUGAGCUGACCGAGUUAAUGGGAUUGAUAGUAAAUGGAUUGCCCACCUCUGUGCAAACCAGAAAUAUCUAUGUGUGUCGCUAUGUUUUGCUGAAACCAUUGGCUGGUAAUUUAAUAAUGUAUCUAAUAAAUAUCUAAACGAACAUAGCAUGGUAGAGGGAUUCAGUGACAAUCCCUUCAAUUAGGAAAUAGCUGUGCUAUCUAAACCAAUCCUUGUCCCGUAUAUAUCCAGUGUAAUUCCCAAUGGUUUCCCUUGAAAUAUACCGAAUGUACAUUCGUGUUUGUUUCAGACUUAGGAAAGGCCAACCUGGGCCGUGCUGGACUGGUGGUGUGUGGGGCACUUGGAUGGGAUCUAUUGGAGUCUAUCUGAUACAUUCUUUAUGUUUAAUGUAUGGAGCAUGCUGCUAAGACUAUAGGAAUGGCAAGAUCCGUAACAAGAAGGAGACUGUCUAAAGGGUUCUAUAAUUAAACAGUGACUUGUACUCAAGUCAGAAUAACAGAGUUACAAAAAAACAAAAACAACAAAAUGGAAUUUUACCAGCGUGACCUUUUACCUAAAUGUUGCUUCUUAUUUAUUGGCACACUUCAGAAGGCCACUGUUUACUGAAUAGAACCAUAAAUCAUUUCAUCUGUCCCAAAAUAUGUCUAAAUGUUACUUGCCUCAGGGAUUGCAUCUAUUAUAUAUCUGUUACGUUUCGAUAGGAAAGAGUAAAGAAAAACAGGACAGACAGAAAUAGAAAAACAUAAACAUGUCAGACUUAGAAAAGUAAUCCAAACAGAAACAGAAUCGAUGCACAAACAAACACAAUAGAAACAUAGCAAAAAGCAAACUCUCCUACAUGCUUUAAAUAAGUCUAUCAAGGCAGGAAGGGGAGAAAAGACACAAACAUAUUGUGUCACCUCUUACACAAAUACACACAUUGUCACACAAAUACACAGUGUGUCACACAAAUACACAGUGUCACCUCUCACACAAAUACACAUUGUCACACAAAUACACACUGUCACCUCUCACACAAAUACACAUUGUCACACAAAUACACACUGUGUCACCUCUCUCACAAAUACACAUUGUCAUACAAAUAUACACUGUGUCACCUCUCACACAAAUACACACUUUGUCACACAAAUACACACUGUGUCACCUCUCACACAAAUACACAUUGUCACACAAAUACACACUGUCACCUCUCACAAAAAUACACAUUGUCACACAAAUACACAGUGUGUCACCUCUCUCACAAAUACACAUUGUCAUACAAAUACACACUGUCACCUCUCACACAAAUACACACUGUGUCACCUCUCACACAAAUACACAUUGUCACACAAAUACACACUGUGUCACCUCUCACACAAAUACACAUUGUCACACAAAUACACACUGUCACCUCUCUCACAAAUACACAUUGUCACACAAAUACACACUGUUUCACCUCUCACACAAAUACACAUAUUGUCACACAAACACACACAUUGUGUCAUCUCUAUCCCAUGUAAUCUUUCAGCUUUUGGCACAUGGACACUUUGUAAUCCGUCCAUCAUACGGUUUAAAGGGCACUUUCUUUAGACAUUUGUUGGGCUUUUUUGACUCUAUGAAAGUGAGUGUAAAUGCUAUUUGAAAUUAUUUAGCUUGUGGUAUAUUAUUAUUACAAGUAUUUAUAUAGCGCCAACAUAUUCUGCAACGCUUUUUCAGUGAAAGAAAGGGAAUAUGAGGAAGGCCUUAUUUAGACGAGCUUACAGUCUGUCAUUAAUAUAUUGAUAAGCAGAUAAAUAUCCUUAGGAGUCUCUGAUUCUUUUUCAACACACUGCACAUUACUGUGAGUUUUAUCACAGUGAAGCUCUGUGAUACACUGAUACACUCUGUGAGUUUUAUUGCUGUGGAGCACUGUGAUACACUCUUGCACACUACCCAUUAUUGUGAGUUUUAUUGCUGUGGAGCACUGUGAUACACGCUUGCACACUACCCAUUAUUGUGAGUUUUAUUGCUGUGGAGCCCUGAUACACAUAUACACAUUACUGUGAGUUACUUUGCUGUAAGGCUGUGUGAUACACUGAUAAGCAGUGCAUGUUACUUUUUAUCCGUGUAAAGCUCUGUGAUAGACAGGAUUACCCACUACUAACCCACAAAUUAUUGGGGUUUCACCAGGGAAUGGUCCUGACUGUGUAAUAUCCCACAAACCUCGAGUUUUUUAAAUUCUCCUUUUAGAGUAUAAUGUUGAAACUUGCUGCAGUUUGGCUGCUACGGCUCUCGCGGCUGUGAGAUAAAUUGUUUCUCUGAGUUUACAUGUCAGAGAAAAUGAUUUAGCUGUAGUUAGAUUAUGUCCUGUUAAAUGCAGUGCUGUAUUUAACGUCCUGAAAGAGGUCACGGUUUUCUUUUGUGGAAUCACAGUGUGUUUGUGUCUUGGAUAGCAUUUUAGUGAGCGUAUCUGGCAAGGCGCUGGAAUGGUACAUGUUGUGUAUAUUUAUCUGUGUACAUUACUACGCUGAUAAAACAAGCCAUGGGACAGGAUCUAGACAGGGUCUUAAACUGUCACAUAAAACACUCACAUUUAAAAGGAAUAUAUAUCGGACACAACAAACAUGUUUGUGUCUCUGCUCAGUGCUUACUGUUGUCAGUAUUUUUAAUAACCAUGAAUGGAAAAAUAUUAUUCUGUAGACCUUUAUAUGUCGGUUGGGGAUACGAAUGGUUCCAUGUAAUAUCUUUGAAACACGGUGGCCUGGUCAGAUUUGAAUCACCUGUUCGCUGGUGUCCGCACUAAUAAACAUCACUCACGUCUCUGAGAAAGGCGUUCAGGAGCAGCUGGUAGUCCAUGCCAUCAGGACCCCAAACCGUGUUCACUUAAGCCCUUGAUAAUAAGAAAGUCCGAGAUUAGUUACUCCAAAAAUUCAACAAUAAUCAGGUUCCCACUAAUAUACUGAAACCUACCCCGGGGAUAAUUUGAUCUACGAUAUUUCUAGUUAGUUUUUUUAUAAGUUUGCUUUAUUCAUUUAUUUGUUGGUUUUUAUAUAUAUAUAUAUAUAUAUAUAUAUAUACACACACACAUUUAAAUAUUUAUUUUCGCUAGUUUGCCUGAACUGACUUGUGUGACUUGUGUAAAUAAAUCAUUUGGAAUGUUGUUAUAACAGUAUUAGUCCAUAAUUCUUACAGAGAAUUCACUUACAUACAAAUAAAAACAAAAAAAAACAAACACAGAUUGCUAUGCAUUGUGGGAUUGGGGAAUGACGCCCUCUGCAUUUUUGCGUAGCUUGGAUUGGUCCACCAUUCUUACAGGUGAUAUAUCCAACCCAGAAAUUAUGAUAUCAGCACCUCCUGCACUUCUGCAGGCGAUAUAGACUUGUACUUGGCCAAUAAACCCAUAGAUGGAAAAGCCAGGAUCUUAGCUGGCAGUUUGUACUGAAAAGAUCCCUAAGGGAACACAGGAUAAAAAAAUGAUGGCAUACUUUUAUCGCUUUUUGACCUCAUCAUGUUGGAAAUAUUUAAUUGUGAAAGAAGAUGCCAGCACAGAUUGUGGAAAGACAGUUAAUAAGACUGAAGAAAUUAGGACGACAUCCCCAAAAUAAGUGGAAACAAUUUCAAAUAAUUAAGAAAUAAUCAAAUUUAUCUUCUCAGUAUUAAAAUGCCUGAUGAUUUGUAAAUUAUUUGUUUUUAAAAUGUUUAAAACAAAAUGUUCCAGGAAACCUUUUAUUAUCGAAACAAUCAUUUUGUCUAAUAACUAAUAUUGGUUUCCUUAUUUUGGCACAGAAAGAAGAUGGAACGGUCAACAGAGACUUUAAAAAGACCAAAACUCGGGAACAAGUAAUAGAAGCAUUCAAAGAGUUUACCAAGGGGAAUGUUAACAUACUGGUAGGUUUUAGCAACUCAAGAGAAUGUUUAUAAAAAUCUACGUCAAUGAAAGAGUGGUGGGUGUGUGGAAUAGCCUCUCAGCAAAAGUGGUAGAAAUAAUAAAAUUUUAAAAAUGGUUUGAACUACACCAAUAUUCUUCUCUGACAUGAUACCAAUAAACUUAAAGUAAAUAAGGCCUGGAUUCAUUUUUAGAUUCUAAAUAAAUAGAACAUAAUAGAAAAUUGAUCAGUUAUCUAGUAACUAAUGCUAUACAUAUUGAAGUUCGUUCGUCCUCAUUAGUUAAGUAAAAAAACAAACGUCAGAACAAAAAAAUAGUCUAACGUCAAAUAACAUUUCGAUACUAUGACAGAAUUGUGGGAAAGCAAUAAGUAUUGCACUACUAACAUUUCUUGUUUAGGGCAGCGGUAUCAUUGGUCAAAAAAUGACUCAGUAACUGCUUUUAAGGACAUUGAAACACGUUUUUAUGGUUUUUAUCAAGCAAUACAAAUGUCGAAGCAGUUUUUGUUCUGCAGAUUUAGAUUUUGAUAGACAGAUGAUAUAUUUGAUGCUAAAGAAAGAUAAAUUAUUCUGAGGUUUCUGUUCCUGGCGUAGAAGUCAGAUUCCGAUCGUCUGUCCGCUUCUACCUGCCACCUGCCGUGGAAGGCUUAUUCGCAAUAUGGCCGCUCUCUACAACAUUCUGUCAUUCUUGCAUGGUGAUUGGCAAGACCUGUGCUUGUCACAGCUUGUCCCUUUUGCGCACUUCCCUAUUCUGGCAACAGCCACCAUUUUGUGGUCCAGAUGAUUAUUUAGUCAUCGUGAUACUACAAUUCUCAUUUUUCUAGAAAUUAUCGCUUUUACUCAAAAAGAAGACUUAGUUAUGACACCAUAACAUGAAGCGGUGUUUACUUAACUUCUUUAAUAAUGGCUAACCCCGAUGCAUGCUGUCCAGGCCAGCAAUGCAUCAUGGGAAUUGCAGUUCGCAAACAUUUGGCUGCUAAGAAUGCAAAACCCUUCUCUAUUUACUCUUCAGGCUCAGAGACCCAAUUCAAGUCCACUUAAGCAUAUUAACCCCUUAAGGACCAAACUUCUGGAAAAAAAGGGAAUCAUGACGUCACACAUGUCAUGUGUCCUUAAGGGGUUAAAUGGUGUCUUUUGGAUUUUGGUUAUUAAUCAGCUAAUGUUUUUAUUUUUUUUAUCUCUUUUUCCAGAAGUCUUACCUUAGUCGCCUGGAAGAAGUACGUACCACGUUGGACAAAUCCCCGUUCUUUAAGAGCCACGAGGUAAAAAAAACCCACAUAAAUGAAGUUAUUUGGAAAUAGAAUUCACAUAGCAGCUUGUAAAAUGUGUACAGUAAUUUCAUUCCUGCUUUUCUAUGAAAGAAACUACUUGUGAAUGCAAAACUACAUAUCCCAUAACUCAUUGCAGGGGAGACGUUUAUGAGAUAUGCACUUUUCUCCUGCUGAAAUUGACUAGGUUUGAUUGAGAAAGCUCAGGACAGGUUUGUUGCAAAUGCGGAGAAAAAGUAAGGAGUCAGUGCAUUGGUUUCUUUAUUCCUAAUUUUUAAAAAUUUUAAAAUUUCAUCUAUGAAAACAGAAUUUCAAUCAAAGCAAAUCUGACUUUCUUUUAAAAAAAAUAAUGGUUAAGAGUAUUUUUACUCUUUUUUUUGCAAUUUGACUAUUUUGGCCUUCAUAUUGUAAGUCAUUUGUCAAUUCAUCAUUUGCGAUGAAUAGUGAAGAGUUUACCGCUUUACCUGGAGGUUUGAAGAUUCCGAGACCUGCACAGAUGUUCCAAAUCAGAAUUAUCGUCAAUUGUAUUAUAACUUUUUUUUACUGAGCACCAACAUAAUCCACAGCGCUGUACAUCGGGUGAAUUAACACUGGGUAGGGUUGCGGCAGACAGAACCUAGAAUUUAGCAUGUAUAAUACUUUUAUAUAAAGUGUUUGGUUAAAUGACCCUCGCACUGAAUUGUAGUAAAUUGAAAACUAGAUUGCGAAGCCAAGCUUUGAGAUUCUUGUUAAAUCAGCCAUUUUGCAAUGUGAUUUUUGCUUAUUUAGUGAAUAGACCCCCAUCUGUCAUUUUGUCCACAUCCCUUACCCCCCACCUUGUGGCACACUGUUCUGCCCUCGGUCUCCCCGCCGCGGUACACGCUGUACUGUCCAGCACUGAAAGGGUUUCCUGUGUUGGGAAAUGGAUACAAUGUGGAAUGUAAUGACAUAAUAGAGCUAACAUUCAGCAGCUACUAUUCUUAAAAACCAAAAAAAAGGCAUCUCUUAGCAACAAAAGCAUAACAAGCUGUGGUUAAGCUGUUGAAAAUGAAAACCCUCUGCACAGAUUGAUGUCUAUUUACGUUUAUGACAAGAUAAAUGCUCUCUAGUGUAUCCCAUACACAGGCCGCAUUCCCACAGUGUUCCGGACGUUCAUCUCUUUGUGGAAAUCGCACGGGUCAUCUGUGGUUAACAUCUUCACAGGCAUUUUAUUAAGCAACUUAAUGAAGGCUUUAAUGCAAAUUAAAGGCCUCAAAUGGUGGGGCCUUAUUAUCUGAUGCGUCGAGGCAUGGACUCCACGAGACCUCAGAACGUGCCCUGCGGCAUCUGGCACCAAGACAUUAGCAGCAGAUCCUUUAAGUCCUGCGAGUUGCAAGGUGGGGGCUCCAUGGAUGGGAUUUGCUUGAACAACAAAUCCCACAGUUACAUUAUUUCAUGUCCUCUAUGCCCAGAUUCUGAUGGUAAAGGGUUACUCCAGCCAAAAAACAGUGUUUUAAGAAAAACACUGUUGGAAUAACCAUUCCUAGCAGGGAAUGCCCCCCAAACGUAAAAAAAAAAAAGCAUAAACUUACCUUGGUUCCAGAAGACAUUUUCCUUCAGCCUGAUCUUCCUCUGCUGAUGUCUGUCCUGCUUACUGGACACGCUGGGAGGCCAGGGAGGGCGGGCUGUGGAGUUGGCUGUGCCACUGGCAACAUGCCCCCAUUCCCAGUACCACUUGUGCUGUCUGGCGUAAGUAUGCUAACUUUGCUCACAACUUGACACAGGAGAUGGAGUUCCAAAAUGGGUUAAUCUCCGAAUGUGCAAAGUGCCAUACGUGCAUAUGCAGACUCCAGGUACCAUAACCACUUCAAAUCAAUGACGUGUUGAUGGUGCUUGGAGUAACCAUUUAAACUCGCAAAUGACGACCCAUACAAGGGGCACAGUGUGUGUGUAUAUCAGCAGUGUGAAUGCUACCCAUAUACAAAGUUACCUGUCGGGUCCAUCUGAGAGGGCUUUACUGCAAGGUUACUGAAAAAUAUAGGAUUAUAGCUGCCUACAGAAUUACAGAGUAGUUUAAUUUUUUUGUACUUGAAUAAAACUGCUUUACAGCUGCUGAACUACAUACCCCAUGAGCCCAAGGGUGUGUUAUGUUGCUAUUGUUACAAUCUUCAGGGUAGUGAGAUUUUAGCAUACUGUAUGAUGUAGGUGAUUGUGUAGUCACCUGCCUUGUUAGAACGCCUGCCUUGACUGUACCUUUAAUGGCAGCUGUACAACAGUUCUUGGCACAUGAUGGAAGUUUCCUAUUGACUUGUUUGAAUGUCAGUAAUGUACGCUCUGUUUGCUUAUUGUACGCACACCUAGAAAAAAAUCAAUAAAUAUCGCAUAGAAUGCACUGAAAGUGCCAGGCAAUCCUUCCACAUCAUCAUAACCUAGAGGGGUUUCUGACCCUGAAUGCAGUGGAAGUGUACUCAGAAAAAUGUAUUUUGAUGAACAGUAUAGAAAUAAAUACUAAAUAUAUAUUUGUAUAAACAUAUAUUAAAGGGACACACCACUGUUUAAGUAAUAAAAUCACUGUUUAGUAGUUAUAUCCCCAAUGAUUACAUGCGUGCAUUUAAUUAUGCAUUUUUUUCUUUGUGGGCUAUAUCUAAAAACAGAUUGAAAACGCUGUAGAUCUCUUGCCUGCAGCCUUUGUAAGCCCCCACAUCCCCCCCUUCAAAUCCCGCCCAGACUUUCUGUGGCUGUCCAAUCACAGACUUUCCAAUGCAGCUCAAUGAGAGAUCUUUGCAAGGCAGGUGCUCUGGGCAAAUGCUGCCUCUUGAGUUUAGUUCCACUGAGCUAACCAAACCGGGAUGUAACAGGACCGGUUGUCUAAUUGACAGCCGCUGCCUCAAUCCUAAGUACACCCUGCAGGGAGGCUAUAAUAAUACUUAUGGUACCUUACAAACACAGUCACUCAGCCCCUCACAAACUCACACACAUGCAGACAGACACAUAGAUACACACACACACACACACACACACACACACAUACAUUCCAGACACACUCAUGAGGAUACACACACAUACCCAGAUAAAACCCGACAUACACUGACACGGUGAUUCUAAAUGCCAGACUCAGUGACGAACAUGCAUACAUGCCUCACAGCCACGCAAAACAAACACUAACAUGCGCACUAACAGACACACACAAUGACAGAGUCACACACAAACGCAAUUAUUGAAAUUUUAAAUAUUAUAGCCACCCUACUCUUUGCUUCCCUUUUGCCGGCAGUUUUGCUUCCCUGUGGUCCAUUAGGGAUCUGGAAUAGACUGCUGUCUGUAAUGGACAGUUUCCAUCUUCACUUUCUCCCAAUGUGGCCGUGCAUGUGGAGAGGAUGUACCUUGUAAGGGGUCAGCGCCAUCUCCCUCUCUCCUCAAUCUCCCUCUCAUCCCUGAACUCCAUCUCCCUCUCUCCCCCAACUCCAUCUCCCACCCAGCUCCAUCUCCCUCUCUCCCACCCAGCUUCAUCUCACUCUCUCCCCUUACUCCAUCUCCUUCUCUCCCACCCAGCUCCAUUCUCCCUCUCUCCCACCCAGCUUCAUCUCACUCUCUCCCCUUACUCCAUCUCCCUCUCUCCCACCCAGCUUCAUCUCACUCUCUCCCCUUACUCCAUCUCCUUCUCUCCCACCCAACUCCAUUCUCCCUCUCUCCCACCCAGCUUCAUCUCACUCUCUCCCCUUACUCCAUCUCCUUCUCUCCCACCCAGCUCCAUCUCCUUCUCUCCCACCCAGCUUCAUCUCACUCUCUCCCCAAACUCCAUCUCCUUCACUCACCUUACUCCAUCUCCUUCUCUCCCACCCAACUCCAUCUCCCUCUCUCCUACCCAGCUUCAUCUCACUCUCUCCCCUUACUCCAUCUCCUUCUCUCCCACCCAGCUCUAGCUCACUCUCUCCCCUUACUCCAUUUCCCUCUCUCCCACCCAGCUCCAUUUUCCUCUUUUCCACCCAGCUCCAAGGAGCAGACGGUGCAGGCAGGAAAGUACAAACAAGCUCUUUCAGAAAUACAAACUUCAUCCCAAUGUUUCUGAUGCUUGGCACCUAUGCUGGUGGACCCUUCCCUCCACUAAAUCUGCGGAAAUGCUAGGAGCAGCUAGCUGCGGUCGCUCCUCGCACCUCCUAAUAGUGGUCAUCCUUCUGGUGGUGACUCUCUCCUGCCCCAUGCUACAGGCCCUGCUCUCCAGUUAUGAGAGUUGGUGGUGGUUGCGUGUCCCCAGUGAGCCACCUAAAUCGUCUAAAUAGAGAGCCACCGAUGGAUGAAUGGAAUUAACCCAACGCACAGACAAUAAUACCCUCUAUGGUUAUAGCACUUUUAUACGAUUACUGACUUGCUCAGGAGAUAAAGUUCCUAUGUGUUUGUUGUAAAACAUGAUUUCUGGAGAAGCUGAAGGUACAGGUGGAAGGGAACCUGGCCAGCUAGAAUAGCUUUAGGCCUAACGCAUUUUAAUAGGAUAUUGUUCAUCGUGGUUGUCAAAAGGCCAGUUCCCUUCAAGUUUGUUGAAUUGUUUAAUUAAAGAUUAUAACAUUUGAUGUAAUAUCUGUUCCCUGCUCAAAGGAACAAGCAAGUUUAAUAAAUGCGACUCUUAGAAAUUGCUAGUUUUAUUUGUGAAUGAUUUUUAAAACUUUCAGGACUAAGGUUUUUAAAAGCCCUGAAUUCUUGUUGAUUCUGAAGGGGUUAAAAGUGAUUGUUGCCUAUUUACCCAUGGGGAGAGAAGCUGUCAUUGCGGGGAUAUUCUGAAUAAACACUGGUCAGCCUUGUUACACUUAAUCUAUUACGGCAAGGGUUAGGCCACGUAUCAUCUGAACGUAUGACUGUUGUUCUUUGUACUGUCCUGUUAAUAAACAAGUCACUGCCGAGCUGUUGCCAUUGACCCUGCAUAUAUAGACAGUAUAGAUUUAAUAUAACCCUAUUCUUCUUGUCGUUCUCCUGCAGGUAAUUGGGAGUUCACUGCUUUUUAUCCAUGAUAAGAAAGAGCAGGCCAAGGUUUGGAUGAUUGACUUUGGCAAAACAACCCCACUGCCGGAGGGUGAUGUCCUAGACCACAGAAUAUCCUGGGUUGAAGGAAACCGAGAAGAUGGCUAUCUCUUUGGACUCGAUAACUUGAUAGACAUCCUUUCUGAGAUGGCUGAGGAAGACGAUGUACAUUAAAAGCCAUGCGCGCUCUCCUGUGUUAUGGAGUCCAGACUGACACGCCAGUGAAUGCACUACAAAACUCAUCCCAGAUUACCAUCGUUACCCUGUUGGAAGGACUGGAUUUGUAGAAAUACGUUGCAAAAACAAAGAAAUAUCCUAUACGAUUUCUGCAGUUUUAGAAUUUGUAUAUAGUACAUUUGCCAGAACAAAAUGACUUUUUUUACUGAUUUAUCUACCAAUGCAGGUCAUUCGCUUUUGAUGCUUAGCAUCUUGCAGCUUGCCUGAUAACUCAUCAGUUGUCCAAUGAUCCAAAUGGAUUGUAAGCCCCUUGCCUUAGUCCCGUGCAGUAGGGCAGCUUAGGAAAAGUUUCACUCAAAAAAACGCUGGUGCGGUUUGGCUACGAGUCUCUAAUGCAAUAUUAACUGCCCCGGGCAUGAUAUGUCAUUGAGGAUAUCAUGGAUUGUUGACCGUUACGUUGUUGCCUGUCACUCUGGCUAAAUGUUAGCUUUACACAGGUCUGUGCAUGCGCAGCCCCUCUCGGUACCCCACUCACAAUUUUUUUUCUAUAACAUUAGUUUUCUUUAUGCCAAGAGAUUUAUUGGUGUGAACUCAACCUUGCUGGGCUCUUGCAGCUGUUACCGGCCAGCCAGCAGGACAAGCAUUAUUGAAAACAUUGUUUCCAGGCAAUUUCUUGGCAUUUCUGAUUAACUACAGUUCCCAUGAUCCUCUUUACAGCUGGAUGGCCAAAAGUCAAUUUAGUCUGAUCUCUCCCAGUGAACUUGAAAAGUGACUCGUUUAUCCUCCUCGCUGGCAGUGAUGGGUGUUAUUCUAACCAACAUUUAGAAAAUGUAGCCAGGGAUUAACCAACAUUCCUGAUAAUUAUAGCCUCUCUCUGCUCUCUCUCUGUGUUUGGCUAAAAGGUGUGAUAUUAGGGAACUUCAGCCGAUAUACAGGUAUUAAUUGAGUCCGGUUUAUAAUAAUUAUUAAUACUUUUUAUACAGCAGCAACAUAUAUGGCAGCGCUGUACAAUGGGUGGAUGGACAUAAAAGUAGUAGAAACAGGACAGAUUGGACAGGAAGUCCAAUAGUAAAUGCACUUACAGUCUAAUGGGUUCUCUUUCAGCUUACUGUCACAUGCAACUUAACAUAUUUUAAAUGUUUAUUAUAUUCCCUUUUGACAUGGCAUAACCAGAGCACACACUGUAAAUUAAACAGUCACUCCCCAACCAAUUAAACAAAAUAAAAAAAAGCUAAGCCUCACCUCCAUUGCUGCUGGAGGUGGAGUUUAACCUCAGAUGGCAAAGGGUAGUUACAUAGCAAAACACUGCACAUACAGACUGCGGGCACCAUGACCACUUCAAAUCACUGAAGUGGCCAUGGUACUUGGAGAAACCCUUUAACAUAUCUCCUGAUCGUAGGUGCUGUGAAGAGCAGAGCCGGGAACAAACUUUGGAAUAUAUUCCCAAACUCGCUUCUCAGCAGGUGAUCAGGGGAGCGUGUGUGAUCGUCAUAUCAGCCUGGAAAUAUUAGUGCUACCGAGGAAUACGCAUAAUACACUCCUCACCCCGGUGUGCACUAAAGUAAUGUUUAAAGGGACGAGGGCUUGAAGAUCUGUCACUCCCAGAGCUGUGACAGUCAAAGCUCUAAGCUUUUAAUUGAUAAUACAGUGUAUGAAAUAAACAAAUAUAUACUUUUUUUUCUGAAAAUACAGAGGAUUUUUACACAUGGUGGAUUCAUCAACCCUAACUGCAAAUUUCUAUGGGGAAUGACUGCCACCUAGUAGCCAAAAUUCAGUAUUAUUCUAUGGAACCUCAUUUGUAAGCAGGUGAAUAGGCUGUGCCAGAUCAUUGUUAACCCCUUCCCUCCCAACAUGUAUACAUGCGGUUCUUCUCCCCUCAGUAAAACUCUGCAAACUGUCUGAGUAUCUCUGCAGAGAGACAGACCCUAUGGGGGUUUUAAAGUAAAAGUUAAAGGGACACUAUAGUCACCCGAACAACUUUAGCUUAAUGAAGCAGUUUUGGUGUAUAGAACAUGCCCCUGCAGCCUCACUGCCCAAUCCUCUGCCAUUUAGGAGUUAAAUCCCUUUGUUUAUGAACCCUUGUCACACCUCCCUGCAUGUUACUUGCACAGCCUUCCAUAAACACUUCCUGUAAAGAGAGCCCUAUUUAGGCUUUCUUUAUUGCAAGUUCUGUUUAAUUUAGAUUUUCUUAUCCCCUGCUAUGUUAAUAGCUUGCUAGACCCUGCAAGAGCCUCCUGUAUGUGAUUAAAGUUCAAUUUAGAGAUUGAGAUACAAUUAUUUAAGGUAAAUAAUUUUUUGAAAGUGAAACCAGUUUUUUUUUUUCAUGCAGGCUCUGUCAAUCAUAGCCAGGGGAGGUGUGGCUAGGGCUGCAUAAACAGAAAAAAAGUGAUUUAACUCCUAAAUGACAGUGAAUUGAGCAGUGAAAUUGCAGGGGAAUGAUCUAUACACUAAAACUGCUUUAUUUAGCUAAAGUAAUUUGGGUGACUAUAGUGUUCCUUUAACUGUGGUGAAUUAAGAGUCAGGUUUGGAGAGUUUAGGCCAAAAUAGCAAAUUUUUAAAUUUAUGAAACGUGUUUUUUUUUUUUCAGUUUAGAUGUUUUGGCCCCCGGUUUGGUAAAUUCAGUUUUCAAAUCACCACAAUUCCCUGUUUAACAAAUUAACCUCUUGGAGAAUAUACCUAAAUAGGAAUUCAGGCAUUUCCUGUAGAAUAGGUCAAACUGUGUGGCAUUAUCUAAAUGGGUUAUAAAAUGUAUAGUAAGCUUUGUAAAUAGAUUUCUUCUUUCUGGGCUUUUUGAUUAGUUUUUCGUUUUUUUUUUAAAGCAAUUGGCAGUGACACCAAAUGUGUUGUGUGUUUUGUGGUGAAGUGUUCCUUGUUUAAAUUUUUUUAUGCUUUUUACAUUUUUUUUAUAUAUAUAAUUUUAAUCCAUUUCGCUUCUUCAAAGUUUACAUAGUUUUGAGAAUUAUUCUGUUUAUAUUCCUUUAUGAAAGUGCCUCGGGCUGGUGUUUAUUCAUACAAUGCAUUGGUUUUUAAUUUAUAUUUAUUUCAGUUUUUUUUUAUUACACAGGACACUAACUGCAUGGCAAUAUGUUUUUGUGUAUAUUUCAUUAUAUAUCAUUGUUUUUAUCCUUUGAGUAGCACAGGGGAAAGCGAACAUGCAUUGCGUGUCUCUCUGGCAAGUUAAAGGGUUAAUAAUGGUUUACCAAUGACCUUUUGCUUUUUACUUUGUGUUCCGUUUUACGCCACGUCUUGCUGCCUGACCAUUGCGCUCUAUUGUUUCCUUUAGAUGAGGACAGUUUAUAUGAAAAUGUCUUAAUUAGCCCUUGCUGUGAACAUCGCCUGGUACCUGCUUUAGUGUGAAAUAACAAAAAAAAAAAUAUAUAGAAAAUCUCUUGGAGUUAACUAAAUAUGGUAACCAUCACUGUGCCUCGCUGCCCUGUUUCUUAAAUAAACCUAUAUAAUAUGA